Xyrichtys novacula (pearly razorfish) is the source of this 48302-nucleotide messenger RNA. The record is from the annotation of a GenBank genome assembly. Lineage: Eukaryota; Metazoa; Chordata; Actinopteri; Labriformes; Labridae.
AUUCAUUCCUCCCCACCGGACAGACUUGCGUAUGAUGUUUUAUGGGGGAGAGAGGCGGGACCUCGAAGCCGGGAAGGGCGUUCUCUUUGCGGUCAGACCGGGCAGAGUCAUCCCGAGGGGUGGGUCCUCCGGCAGCAGAGAAGGAAAACCCACCUUUUUUCAUUGUUACGGACGCGGUGGAAUGUGAUGGUUUGAUCUUCGGCGGGCCAGGGAGGGGAAUAUCUGAGAGGAAAGGACCGAGUAAAGUGUUGUGGGAAGCGAGGGGGAACCAAAAUCCGUGUUCCGUCCGUGUCGUCCGAAACUCUCUGCUCUUAUGUGACAGUAUGUGGAUGAACUUGUCCUCGCCUUGUCGGCAGCAGCGAGUCCGACCGUCCGCAUGAACUCAAGCCGUGUGGAGUUGUGGAUUUACCGUCGCGUUUUUCUGACCCGGCGGUGGACCAGAUAAGGUAAAGUUUCAGUCUGAAUGUCUCACUGUGUGUCGAGUUGAACAGAGAACAUGGGAAAGAGGGUCUAGGGGUGCAGACAGUGGCUUCCUGAGUUGGACUCAAUCUGUCGGGACUGCAGAAGUCUAAACUGCGGCAAGUUUUUCAACCCUCCUCCUCCUCCUCCUGGUUCACCUCCUCCUCCUCCUCUGCUCGUUUUGUAGCCAAAAUGAAGCAUCCCGGACGGUGGAGAAAACCUCAGGUGGUCAAACUGUAGCGCUGUGUUGAAUAAAUGUACAUAUAUGUGAAUACACUGCAGCUUUACAGGCCUAUUUGCCGUGUACUUGGCGGCGUAAUUGUUGAUAUUUGGGAUUCCCUUUCGUCUACGCACUUUCUAAACGCCAGUCGUCUCCAAAUGGGAGCCCUGCAGCAGAACAAGCUCUGUUUCAGGACAUGAAGGUGACUCUGACAUAAGACAAUACCUCAGUGUAAGCUACCUGCAGAUGCUCUUUAUAUGCACCAACAUUACCUGCAACAUGUAACAUGACAUAUCAAUUGUUGAAUUUUGUAACCUUUGAGUUUCUUUGUUGACGUUCAGUCUCAGUCACAAGACUCUGUACCAAACUAGCAAAAGCACAACACUGGUAUUCCCCACAGUGAAGAAUCACACAGGAGAUAGCAGCUGUAUGAGAGCACUGGUUCCUGUUAUUAAGACACAGUGAACAGGAGGGGCUGAAUCUAAAGGUUGGCUCUUUCACACAAACUUAUCAUAAGGACACUGCACUUACAAGCGAAUAGUCUGGUUAAGGACAUACACCAACGAGUGAAAGGAUUUUCCUGUGAUUUAACAUCAGGAAGGAACAGUGAACACCGCUUGUAUUGAGGUCUUUAAUCCGCUGAAUGAGUCCACUGUUGGUUAACCCAUUUUGAAAGCAGCUGGGAGACAUUGUGAACUAGUGGUGAUGAAGGAGUCCUGCGCAUGUUUCAGUGCGCUGGGUUUUGUUUUUUGUGAUGGUGGACAGCCUCAGCGUAAAUACAAAAGACUUGAACAUGCCAGCUCUUAAAUGAUUCGUGGUUACUGGAAACAUGUCAAAUAUUCUCUAGUCUGAGAGAUGGAUAGUAAUAGUAAUAGCCUAAAGCCUCACAGUACAAAAGUCAGUCAGACUUUUUCACACUUUCCACUAAAUAUUCACAUAAAGUGGCACAUAAGGGUGUUAGGAUGAGAUAUUUUGACAGGAAACAUUAAACCAUAUUAGUUUGGCAAACAGGUCUAACAUGCUUUUUAUCCAUAGUUGACCCUACUGAAAGUUUCCCUCAGUGGCUUUAAGCUAAAAGUAGUUUGUGGUACUUUAGAAUGACAAUAUCAGAUCAUUGCACUGACUUGCAUCCUCACUGUAACUUGAUAUAGUACCAAAGGCUGGUAAUAACGUGGCUUUAUGACCAGUUUUACCAAAUGAAAUGAGGUCAAGUGUGAAAUACUUAAAAAGCGAGAUGUUGCAGACCUACCUGAGUAAAAAUAAACAGGUUAAUUGGACAUGUGUUUUCUCUUUGAGCUCGUGUUUGUGUUUCGUUUCAUUGGGUGCGCUGUGUUUUACUGCAUAGUCUGUACAUACGUGUGUGAAUCUGAGGUGGCAGAGCCUGAACAGUAGGUGCCCUGUACAGCCUCACCCCAACAGUAAUAGAGGAGUGUGUGCAUGUGUCAACAGCAGAAAAAAGGUAGUUGUAGUGUUGGAGCACUAAUCUGCCAGGUGGGGCUCGUAAAGAGUGCAGAGCACAUAGAGGGAAGGAGAGAUCGAGGGGACCUGCCUUGACCUGUUUCAGACAUGAAGGAGACAAAAAAAAAAUCACUGAUGACUUUCCAGUAAGGCUCACACUCCCAGCCAGAUUACACCAGCUGAGCUGAGCUACCAGCUUGUGCUACUGUGAACCCAUUCCCCCCCCCCUGGAAUCUGUGCAGACACUUGCAUGGCAGUUUCUCAUGGUGGUAAAUGUGUGAAAAGGGUUUCCUAUGGUAUUUUUGGGGCGAUUAUGACACCACAUGUGGAGGGAAUGAUGCUGUCAGUUUGGAAAUGCAGGGAAAGGAAAAUUAAAUGAGAGUAGCAGCAGAAUGAAGAGCGAGAUGUCUGAAUUUUCCCUGAUUGCUGUUGAUCCGUGCUUUUAUAGUCUUGGUUUCAUUGGCUCUCAGGGCGCAUAAUUCCCAGUGAAUGCCUUCUUUGACUUUCAUCAGGGUAACUGAAUAUUAUUGCUCACUCGGAUGAUAGCUGUUAAUGUUGACACUGAAGGAGUGCCACCUCUGAAGCCAGCACUUGUUUAAAGAUAGAGUGAUCAUGACGCUAAGAAGUGAAAGCCAGAGUUUGCGCCAUGUCCUGUCCGGAGGUAAAGCUGCCAUAGAACUAAUGAUUGUAUUCAUUUCUCAUGUUUAACGACACAGCAAUACCUUGCAUGAUUGGUUUUCCACUCCACAGAACGCCCCGGCUGCCCUAUGAAACUGCGUGCGCCGCCUUGGGUGAAACCAAAAACUAAUCAUUAUGGGUGUCCAAUAAGGGUAAUUAUCAGACUAAGCACUGGACCUGGGGAUUACAAAGUGGCUAAAUGGCUGCUCUGGGGAUUAAAUUAAAAUAUGGAGGUUUUUCGCCUGGGAGAAUCAAACCACCCUGCUAUGUUGAACCCAGCUUGUCAGCGGUAACAUUACUGCCACUUGGCAUAUCAAGGUUUAUGUGCAGAGCCCCUGCUGUUAGUUUAGCACCAUCACAUCAGUGUGGAAUUACAGGACAUGGAUUCUGAAGUUGUGUGUUGCAAGUGCGUAUGAAUAAGAGUAAAUGUUGGUAAUACCUGGUGAGCCUGAAAUGCCUGUUGAGAAAUGUCUGGUGUUAUGUUUUUCUUGAGGAUAUAUAAAACUAAAUGAGAAGCAAAGGAAGUGGAAAGACAAACACAGUAAUUCAAAACCUACGGUGUAAAAAUGACUUUUUAAAAAAAAAAAAAGCUAAUUUGGGGCAGAAAGCAAACCCCGAAGCUAACCUAACCACCCCAACCCAAUCCAAUGACAAUAAAUCAAUGAAAAUGCACUUGGCAACAGUUUGCAGCUGCGGCAGAAGGAAGCUUCCUUCAGCGGGCAGAUACCCCAAGCAGGACUAGACUCAAAGUGGCAAAAAGAGAGGACUGGACAGAGACAAACACAGAGAUAGACAAAUAAAAGAUCAAUUACCUAUAUGCUAAUUGAUUUGUUGUGUAAAUGUUUGAGUUGUUGUUGUUUUUUUUUUAUUUAAAUUUUUUAUUAAACUAAUAACCAGAUAAAUGUUAAGUCAGCAUUCAUAUGAGUGAUCAUGUGUCCUCUGCAGUGUAACCUUUACAUCCUAAUAACCUGUAAUGGAUAGUGGUGAUAGAAUUUGGACCGGAUGGUGUUGGUGGUGGUUAUUAUUAGUGCAAGACACUGGCCGCCUUGAAAUAGCGCAGAUGAAUCAUGGUCUCUCACAGGCUUGUAUAAAAGCCCACACACAGCCUGUGAGUGUACAUCCUUUCUGACGUGUGUGUGUGUGUGUGUGUGUGUGUGUGUGUGUGUGUGUGUGUGUGUUUUGUCAUAAUGCAAUAAUGGGCUCUGUAUCCGGGACAGAGGUUGCUGUUGACAGUACACAGGCCAGCUGGCGUUACUGUCUGUUACUACACUUGCAGGAGGAUGGCUGAAUGCCAUUCAAACACCGAAAUGAACGCUAGCUUCAAAUAGGAUUCACCAUGUCAGAUUGCUAGUGACAAGCGCCAGCUCUGCUAGCGAGCACCGUCUACAGCUGCCUGGACAGCUACCGUGUUGACAUUGCAGAGACUAAUAGGAGUUAUUUAUGUAACAUGUGCCACGAUAAAAGGCAAAAAUUACCUGGUCAACAAAAACUCUGCUGUCUCUGCGUCUGUUUUCAGGCCCAAAUCCUGGCGGAGCUUUCUCCACCGCUCGAAGGAUGUCCCGAUGUUUACUCGAGUUAGAUUCCCCGCUUGGUCACAUUUCCUCUCUGUCUCUGCCUUUUCUUCUGUCGGCUUGCGUUUUCUUAGCACUUCUUGCGGUGGGGCAAGCAGAAGUGUUUUUUUGUGUCCUUCUCCAUCACACAGCUCUGGAGCGUAAUCCAGCGUCGCCGCCAUGUUGGAUGGGUCUCCCCACUCCAGGCUCACUCAAGAGCCAAACGGGUCAAUGGAGAACGAGCAACUAUGCCCUUAUUUUUGCACUCUAUGGUUGAAAAAUCUGACGCAGUAUUGAAACCAGAUCACGUAGCAUUAUAAAUUACAAAUAGGAGUGAAAAAUAAUUUGGUUCAUUUUAAAUGUGUGAUAUUGUCAGGUAUUAUGGCUACACCCCUGCUGUUGUAACAAACCAAACAGUGUGAAAAUCAGGCAGAGAUUCAUAGAGUUAGUAUUAAUAUGGUUGGGCAUUCCUACCUACCUUAAUGCGCUGGAGGCGCAUGGGGGACCCAUCCAAGAUGGCGGCUGCAGUGAUAUGUGAGCUCCAAUAGGCAGCGUCGAGCUUUGAGGUGUCUACGUAUAUUAUGUCUAUGCUCAGCGAUCCGAAGAGGGCUGGGAGAGUGGGAGGGGACAAGUAAGAACUACGGGAGAGGGGUGUGUCGAAUACAGUGAGGUGAUUGGAUGGAGAGGCGGAGCAGGAGAUUGACCAAUAAGAGCUGUCCAGGACGGAUGGCUCCCAUUGGUCAAUGUUUUUGCAGCCCUGCACCUGCUAGUGUGAACGGAUUUUUUCCAUUCUUUUUUCUCUUCACUUUGUAGAGAUCGCACUAUAGGACCAUGAUCGCCAUAUAAACAAGGUUCAUAAUAAUUACCAAUCUCUCCAAUCGUCAACCAUGCCUUUUACUUUUCCCUCUGUGUGUCUUAAUAUCCUCUCCUUCCUCCGUUUUUCCUGCUCCUUUUCCCCUCUUGGCUCCCAUCUUCCUGGCUGCUCCCCCUGCCAGCUUUCUUUAUCAGUGGAGGGCCAGUGACAGGGCAGGGCUCUGUGAUUUCAGCUGGAGUUCAAACUACUUGAACUUUGUGUGAGUGCGUAUUGUGUGUUUUCACGAAUGUCUAUGAGCCACAGCACUUUUCCUCGAUGCUGUUCCCAGCCAUGUCGAUCUGUCAUCGGAUACUUGGGGCUAAGUGUCAAUCACUCAGUGAGUAGGAGCCAGAGGUACAUCUCCUCUCCAAGAAGCGCUCACAGGCCUCACUUAGGCACUCAUUAGCACACACACGCACUGACACACAAGAGCAGAAGACAUGUGCUCUCACUCUUUGAGAAUUUUCAUGUCAACACAAGAAUGGCUUCUGUGUUCAUACGAUUUGUUCUGCGUGUGUGUGAGUGUGAAUGAGUCCCCCUCGUUAGUCCUGCAAAGCGUGCCAAACAGCCUCCUCAUUACCAGCCGCUUCGGUUGGUCUUAUGUGCUGUGGUGGCAUGGUCACUCGCUGGGGCCUCACCACUCUGCUGGGCUGCAGGUGACCGUGGACCAACCGGCUUCCUCACCGAGAUCUGCUCUAAUGAAGGACACAGGUGCACGUGACUGUUUUGUUUCCUGAAAAGAAUAAUACAGCUUUUCUUUUUUUUGCUUAAAUCUUAAUAUGAUAAUUGAAAGAAAGCUGAUCUAAGGUUGUGUUCACACCUAAAGGUCUGUUUCCAAAGGACAAACUCAAUCGCUCCAGAAAACGGAACCGGAAGUCACGUGACCGCGAAUAUCGUUCGGUUAUUGGUCAUUAGUUUUUGCGGGAAUACAAACCCUGCUCUGCUGUCUUCGCCUGUCAUGGAGAAUCGUAGGCUGAUUUGGCUUUUGCUACUCAUCUGGAGCGUAUCAAAAGACGCUAGUCGAUCGCACGUAUGAACGGCUCGUUAGCCAGCGAGCGCGAACUGCGACAUCAAUUAAUACAUUCCGGAGUAGACGUGCUGCAAACAACCGACGGAUAAAGACGAGACGGCGACAGGCAUUAAUGAGAGUGUGUGGUGCUUUUCCUGUGAUUGGUGUGGAUGACGUUCACACCAGAAAUGAACCGCUCCAGAGUUCACUUGAUAGCGGUCUGAGACCACCUCUUCAGGCAGACCGGAGUUCGUUUAUUUCGUCCGCACUAGAGUUCGAGGUCAGCGUUUACUGACCCAAACGAACCGCACCAAGGGAGUAAACACUCCAGGGUUCGGUUCAACCGGACUAAACGAGGGUGGUGUGUGAACGCGCCCUAAGAAGAAGAAGGUGGCAAUGAUAGUAUCAGAACAUCACUGUGGUGUGUGUGUGGAGCUCCAGCUGUGUAUUUAUGGGCCAUGCCUGUUGCACUUCUGCAACUUAAUCAUGCAAUAUGAAAUCACACCCUGGGACUCAAUAUUACGCUUUUGUGGAAUUCAAUGUGGCGCGGUGGCUUUUUCACAGUACUGUUGGGAAGUUUCAAUGUGGAAGUGGUUAUUAUCACUGUCACUCAUGGGAAAAGAGAUAACAUAAAAGAGAAACGGGUCGACAGACUUUAUUUCCUCUGUGUCUGACAUUUAAUGUCAAAUAUCCAGAUAAGAGAGGUCAUUUUAAUCAAAACCGUACCUGCCGUGAAUAUUUUCCUGUUUUCUGUUAUUCGUCUCACAGUCAAUAUUCAACAUCCUUGCUAGAUAGUGUAACCAGUAAAGCUGUCGUCUCUGCUUUUUACUGACCUGUAAAAGACUCUGACUGUUUAUCAAUCCAGACACAUGAGCUGGAGGUUAUGGAAAAGGAACUUUUGGGGCCAAAUUAGUCAGCAAAUGAAUGAUCAACUUUCUACAUAAUAUGAGAACUUCAGGUCCAUAUUUGGUUUGUGUUUAGGCUCUGACACUGAUAAGCUGACAGUAAUGAGUCAUCAAUUUUGUGGAAAAAGUGCGUCUUUGAAUCAUUUACUGAAACUUACAUCUGAUCUUCCUGCUCCUGAAGAACUGCAGGAUACUCUGAAUGACAUGUUUCCAUUUCCUUGUAUUUUUUUAUGUGUGACAAGCCGGAUGUCCGUUAACCUCGGUGAUUUUGUCAGCCGGACAUUGCAUUUCCUUUAGGGAUUAUGAGGCUCAGCAGAGCUCUACGAUUACACAUACCAAAAUAUGUUUCUUAAAAUUCUCAGAGGAUGGAACCGCAGGAGAAAUAUGACCUCUCAGGUGCUAAAUUUACCUUUGACUCUGUUGAUAAUGGUAUGGCUAAGGAGUAAAUGUGUUACUCUGGGUAUAGUUUCACAACACAUGGUUUGGAAUAUAGACAUGUGUCUGACCUCCAGACCUCCUCUUUUAACCAUAUUUCAGAUAUUUUAUUCAAUAAACCUCCCUUAGCCACUGCUGAAAAUCAAGUAUCUUCAGAAAUUUCAGGUUUGGAGCUGUGUGACAUAAUUUUUCAAGCUUUCACUUUCCCUCAGUGCCGUUGCCGUCCAUGUUUGGUGUCAGUUUAUUUGGCAAAACACUCCAGAUAAGAGCUUCAGGUGAUAAGUCCUCUAAUGUUUAAUCAGUGUCCACACCGACCCGGCUGCCCCACACAGCUGGUGUUCAGACCACAGUGACUCAUAAUAUAGGUCACUCUGCUACUGUGUUUGAGUUUUACAUGGAAACACAAGUUACCUCCUGGUUUAGGACAUUUUCAGCUCUGCUCUACACUGUACAGGCUCCUCAAAAAUGGCUACCUUUUUCGAUCUUUGGAGAAAAGAGGAAAGAAGUGCAAAGGAAACAGACUUCAAAGCAUGUCGAAGGCACAGCUUGGCAAGAAGGGGGCAGGGGAGAAAAGGACUUUAAUAGGGGAAAGCUCAAGUUAAGACGUUCCUUGUAAAUUCCUCAGCCUCACUUUUAUUUUUUUAGGUGUUCGUCUUCUCAACAGGCCAAUAUUUCCUCUCUCUCUCUCCUACCGAUUGUUAUCUUGUCUCACUCACUCUCCUCCCCUCUUUUCGCUCCGCUAAAAAGGUGACCUCCCCCAACUCACCCCCUUUUCCUGUAACUCCCCCCCUUCUCCCGCCUAGUCCUGGUGUAUUUUUGGAAGUUAAUGAAAAGAGAAAUCUGAACCGCUUACCCUUAAAAGGUAUGUCUGGGUCAGCUGUGUGGAAACUUGUGUUAUUAAUGUCCCUAACAUUUUCUUUGUGAGUGGGUCAUCUGUGAUUGUAAGUUUGUGUGCGUUCGGUGCCGCGCACAGCGCAGGAAUGCUGUGGGUUGGGGGGGGGGCUGGAAGGGAAGGAGGGUGGGCUAGCAGGCAGGCCUAUGUCCUCAGGAAAGGAGGGGGGUCAAGGGCAUAUUUGGCAUAUUUCAGGAGCCAUUCCAGUCUGGUUCAAGAUGCUCUCUCACUUCCUAGAGAUCUGACAGAGUGGCCAGACGGACAGCGAUUAGGGGAGGAGAAGGAAGGUGAACAUCACGCUCUACUUGCAGUCAGUCCCAUGAUGCUGGUGGGGAGAGAUGGCAGAGAACGCACAAGCUGAAGUUUAAAAGCUGCCAGCACAGGUUGUAAAAAUACACAGAAAUGCCACCUCAAGCCACCUACAGACUGACAGAUGUCUGCCCCCCUAGAAGUCUAAAACCUCAUAUACCCAUAAACAGCUCCGUGUUGAACCAACGUCCUUCAGGCAGCAGCAGGGUUUGUGUGUCUUGGGUACUAACGCUACAAUUUAAUGACUGUUGAGAGCAGUCGUGUGUCUUUUUCUGCUCCUCUUUUGUGGCAUUAUAGAUGGAGUGCGUCUUCUUUAGACUUUAUGAUGUUUCUGCGUCUUCUUUGUCGUCAGAUACCCACUGACUGACGUGACGGCGGUUGGCACGGUUGGCAGAGGUCAAGUUCAUAGUGAGGUUGAGGUCUGAAGUCUGUUUUCAUGAUCCAGUUGAGACAGUAGCUGCGUUUCCAGUACAUUUUUUCACAAAAUAAAAGCGAUGUUUAUCAAAUUUCGACAAAGUACAAUUGCGAUUUGCGGGUGUUUCCAUUGAAUGGUGUUCAGUGCAUAAGCGAGCCAUCUGCCUCUCGCGAGCCGUGUUUAAAUGGCUGUUGCCUAGCAACGAGGUAAACUUCCUGCCCGUGCGACCUCGUAUUCCUUAAGCCUUUUUGCACACCAACAUGGACGAGACACAAAACAUUUUGCGUUUUGGAGCAGCUAUUUCUGUGACCAUUACUGCAGUUGCCGCUGCUGUCAUCAGAAGACGAAGGCAGCGGGUGAUAAUUCAAAGGCAAAGCUCGUAUGUAUGGGAGCGAACACGGAUGAGCGAUUUCUGGGAGAGGAUCGUUAAUGAGGAAUUCACAGACGAAUUGUGGAUUCAAAACUUCAGAAAAAUACAAAUACAAUUCAAAACUUCAGAAAUAAGUCCGUCUCCUCCCCCGUCCACAUAUACCGUGCCAUCUACGCUUGAAAUGAACUGGUCACUUGACCCGCUACGUCACGUCCGGUGACAGAGAAUUGCGAGAAAAGUGUUUCCAUUACACUUUUGCGAUAUACUUCUAUAUCGACACUUCUGAAAAACCACCUCAUGAGAGCGUAAAAACUUUUUAGCGAUAUUUGGGAGGUUUUUCGAAAUGUAGGUGUUUCCAUUACCAGUUUUCUAUUGCGAUAUUUACGUUUUGCGCAAAUCUAUGGGUAAUGGAAACGCAGCUAGUGUUGAAAAUACCCUUUCCUGACUCUGCUGUUUCUCUAUGAGGCUCAAAGACAGCAUCAAAAUGUGCCAGCCACCUCUUACGCGCUUUGGUGUGUCUGAUAUCUCGUCUAUUUUUGAUCUCUGUUGAAAAUAAAUAAAAGGGAACCACCUGAAAUGUGACUGAGAAAGAGGAAAACCUGUGAGAUUUAACACCUGUUGGCCAUUUCAGACCAGUGCUUCAUGUUUUCUCCCGUAUUUUGCUGCCCUGACCUUCUAAACUUGCACCCUUUCUUUGUAUUUGUCACCUGUUUGCACUUUAACCAGGUCUCACAAACAGUGAACACCAAGAAGAAGUCAAAAUGAAAGUUUAGGGUCAUUACGCAAACACUUGAACUUUUUAAAAUGAAGACAAAAAUGUUCAAAUAUGUCAGAGUCAGAAAUACAAUACAGUGUCAGCAGCUAGGAAAGUAGCACAUAUAAUUACACUGUAGAAAUACAGUGUGUACAGCUGUUUGCUUUUCAAUGUUUGUUCAUUUGGUCACAUGUGACCCGGAGCGGUCCGGGUUCAGAACCUCACGUGCUCUUCCUGAUGAUCUGUCUGUCUGUCUGGAUUCAGCGUCUUAACCUUGACUGUAUGAUGCUAACACGCUCUCACACUCUCCUCCUGUCUGACCUGUUGUAAUCCCUCGGAUCUACAGGGCGGCUCUCAAAAUAAAAUUCCUCCCGCAGAUUAUUUUCCUUCUGAUCAGAAAAUAUACAUGUUCUCAGAGAGGAAUGUUCAGAUGCAUUGGCGACCUGGCGAUUGCUCACUUCCCCCUCCUCUGUUUCUCUGUUUCUCCGCUGUUUUGUCUUCUGCACUCUUGUUUGUUCAUUCCCUCGGUGGAUCAUUUUUUGCAGAAGUUCAUUAGCGUUAACUUUUUUUUAAACUUUCACCCAUUACUUUCUUUUUUUCCCUCUAUCUUUGUCUAAAACCAGCAAAUUGUUUUUCUUCCUCCAGACAGACAUUCCUUCUUCUGUCCAACCAUCCAUCCAUCCAUGUUUAAGAAAGUCUGGUUUUAAGAGCUUUCGUCAUUGUGGUGCUGAUGCAUGCAGACCCCGACUGCUCGUUUAUUUUCAGCCUCUCUUUUCCUGUCCUCUGCACCCCUAACUCCCUCCUCUUCUCUGUUUUGCUGUUAUUUUGUGGGAGAUCUACGCACUUUUGCAAAGGGCAGCCGGGAGCUGGGUUGGCUGGUUUUCCUCUCCAUGCCAACGUUUCUUCUGGAGUUCAUUCUCAUGCGAGCUCUCUCAACCCGGGGAAGUGAAGCAGUACAAUGCCAGCCGCUGCGAAGCUGUAAAAACAGACGGGCAAAAGUGCAGCUUUCUACUUUAAGGAACAUGCUUGAACCCUUUCACCUCCAAGGCUUUUGUAGUAAUAGAAGAAGAAGAAGAAGAUGAGUAACUGAGUAAAGCUUGACGUGUAUUUUUUUUAUACUUAUGCUUGGGCUUUUAACACGAAUGAGAAACAGAAGAUGAGCAAAAAAAAGAGGAUGUCCAACUUACGAUAGUUUAUGGCAAAACACAUCAGAAUUUGGAAAUGCUGAUUCACUCGAACUCGAAGGGCAAAGUGAGUGUCAAAGAGAUGGCGCCAUUGCACCUACCCGUCAGUUUGAGCAGACCACAAGUGGACACUCAAGGAACUGCAGCAUUUCCAUUUUUCUAUUACAUCUGAGGUUUUCAUUACAAAAAAAAAAACAUAUGUAUCAUUUAUCCCAGUCUUCAAUGACUUCCUGAACUGUUAUUGUCCACAUCCCACAAAACUUUUCUACAAUAUGAGACAGCAGCAAAAAAAAUUAAACACGAAAAUCAAUCAAUCAAGUCAAGUCUUAGCUUAUAUCAUUAUGGUUAAAUGGACACAUGGAUCACAGUGAUAACACAGAUUCUGCUCACCCAUUUCCUUAGAGGGACACAGAGAAACACACACAGACUCUGAGUGAGUCAUUAGCUCACCUCUGGUGGUCCCUGUUCUUCUGUUCCUCUUUUACUGCAGGGCUGAGAGUCAGUUGACAUCUGAGUAAGUGGGUAUUUGUCGAAAACUCUUUUUCAGAAAGUAAAACACUUAAAACCGGUCUGAGAUUGGUUGUCUGACUCAGCUGUGUGUACAUGUGAGUGUGGACAUGGAAACACAGGAGCCUCACAGGAAUCCCAUUAACGUCCUGAGUACAUGAGUGGCUCAUUUGUGCAGGUAGAACAUCGUGGAAUACCGAUCAUAUUUUAUGAGCCGACCUUCAGCCAGCCCCCUAACUUUUUCCUGACAGAGUCAGGGUUUAUUUGUAAGACUAAGCCAGUCUUAAGGAUACCCAGACCCCCUCCUCUGUCCUUCUUCAGCAAAAUAUCUCAAGCUUGCACUGCAGACAUUUCGCUGAUGUCUUCAUCCACAGUGAAGAGUGCUGUAGUCUGUUGUUUUGGCUAAUCGACACAGAAUUACUGCGUUUUUGCCCUGUGAGAGGUUUGGGUCUCCAGUGUGUUUAUACAUAUAUGCAUGUGUAAAUAUGUUUUUUAUUGUCUUCUUGACAGCCAUGCCUACCACAUUUGGUUUUGGUGUGAGGUUAAUGUCUGUGGAAAUGAGUUUCUCUUGCUUACCCACUUUUCUGCUGCCUUGUUUUCACCCUGUAGUCAUACUUUUAAAAUCUUCAAAACCUGUCCCUAAUCAACCUCACGCUGCCUCCUACAUCCUUUUACUCGCUCAAAAAGCCCCUUCUUCACUCCAUCUCCUUCUCCCUCUGUCUGGACGUGAACUGAACAGAAGAAUGUGGUUAAAUUAGUGUUUUAUCUCUCCUGCCAGCCAGCUGCAUCUGCACCGCCGGCCAUGCCAAGCAUUUGAGACACAAUUGACCUUAAAAGGAAACAAUAGCAGCCUAUCAAUUCUGCUCUGUCAGUCAAGGAAUGGCUCACUCCGGCAUGGGCAGGGUCCAGCUGACACAUACAACAUCAGGAAGUGUUUGGAGACUGAACUUUAAAAUCGCUAGGGAAAGCCUCAGCGCAGCCAGGUUUUUCUUUCCAUGUUUGAUACCUGUUUUACUGCCUCCGAACAGUCUCAUGGUGGGAUUUCAGAAAGAGUUUUUAGUCCGAUUAAUCCAGAACACAUGCAGCCCAACCAGCACUGGCACAUUUUGACCUGAUGCUUAGCUGUGGGAGAGUAGGAUAUAACUUUAAAAACGAAUAGAUGUUUGUUUCUGCCUUAAGGUUGUCUUAAAAUCUGUCAGACAGGCUUGGAUGAACUUGUCAGUCUCACUUGUUGCCAUAUUUUGUUAAGCCAUCAAACGUGUACUGUUACAUUGCUCGCUGUCACAUCACCGUUGUUGCGUAAAUGAAAAAUAGUCAACACUGAUCUGUGUAGUCAGCAGUAUUGUCUGUGUGCGUGUGCGAAUGUGUCAGCUGUUGUUUGUGGAACAGGGAGGACUGAAACUCUAAAACAUUAGAUAUUAAGACAGGUUCAGCAGGUUUCAUGCAAAGUGAUAGAGGUGGAUGGUUUUCCUUAUGACAGCUUGUCAACUUUUAGACAAAACUGUUACUCCGCCUUGCCACUCAGCUGGAAUGCAAAUGGCAGCGAGAAGAAUGCCGCUCACAGUCUUCAGCGGCAGCGAAUAAAAAGUCAGCCUCGUGCUCUUUUCUUCGCCGGUGUUCCCUACUCCUCCUUUUUUUUGUUAGCUGCUCCUGUCUGCUACUUUCUGGAUCUCUGCUUCCUGUCUCUUCUCCUCUGUGUGCGAUUGUCUGCUCACUCUCUCCGCCCGGCUCUCUUUUCCCCCUUGUCCUUCUCCGUCUAGGCAUCCUGUUCACUGUGUUUGAUUUGGGCAUUCCUUUCCUCCCUGAGCAGACAAAACAACCCCAGACUUCUCUGAGCUGCAACCCCCAGUGUGCGCACACACACACACACACACACACACACACACACUUUCCCUUCUGCUAAUCACACACAGGAAAUGGGCUCCCAUGCAAACGAGGCCUGCCUGGCCAGAGGAGCCCAGGAUGGAGUUUCAGGCCUUGAAAUGUUCCAUGUCCAGAGAAAUGUCCAGAGGAGGAAAUUGAACAUGAGCUCUCUCUUCCCCCGUCUUUCAUUCUCCCUUGUUUCCUCUCAUGUUUUACUUGACACGGUUCCUCUGUCCUGUCUUUUGACACUGUUCUUUCCAUUUGAAGGCAUCUAUCUUGCUGCGAAACAUCUGCUUUCAGGCCAUCUUCUGUCUCGAGAUUCCCUCCAAUCUCAUUUUUUAAACCUUAUUGCUAUUUUCUUGUGUGUGUGUGUGUGUGUGUGUGUGUGUGAGACCCAACUACCACUGUAUGUUCGGGAAGUGUCAAGCUCAAAUACUUAAACAGGCGGCUCACAGAUAACUUAUCGACUAUGAGAUAAAAGCUUUACACAAAGAUAAACUUCACAGUAAAGUAUGUUUACAUCUGAAGGAAAAGUCUAUUUACAGAACAGAGUUUAUAAGUAGGUUGGUGUCAUGUUAUCUUAAUGUCACAUGAUAGUCUUGUUUUUCAAAUCAGUGCAUUAAUAUCAUGAAAGAAAAUAUUUGAUUAAAUUAACUGUAAUCGGCUUUGAUCUACAGUCAGAAAUGUGACUCUUUUUAACUGUACAAUAAGGAUCAAAGAUUAUACUGAAGUAGAAGUCAUUAUGAUUUCUACUUUAGGUUAAUUUCACAUGACACAGGUAGGGCUGGGCGAUAUGGGAAAAAGUUUAUCACGAUUAAUUUUUCUUCUAUCAGUUGAUAUUGAUAUAUCAUGAUGUAAAAAUGAAAUUCAACAGUGAUUAUUGGUAGCAUGUCUUUUGCAAUAUAAUAAGCUACUGCAUCUGUAAGGUCUGUGCGUGCUCUGCUAUAUGGCAGGGUUUUUCCUGCGUUCAAAAUUGCGUGGCGGCCGCCUCCACCUAAUUUUGUGCCGCCCCCGGCCAGAGCGAUUGAUUUCGCUCAACACAGCGUAAAGCUCCAGCUGUGUUGAUUGAGUGUAUGAUGUCCUUCUGCUGCAGCAACGUAUUUUAACUGCAGUUGCAGCGUUGCGCCACUAUAGAGGCGCUAUAUCAACAGCAGUGCACCGGAAAGACCUGAAGCAUCUACCGAAGAAGAAACGGAUCGAAUCAUGUUUUUUCAAGUUUUUUUCCCGCUAGUUGGUGCUGUCGGCGUCCUGAUUUUCCCUGGCGGAUGGUACAAACAGGUAAAUACUGCUUGUCUUUUUUGCAUCCAAGCAUGACGUGUUUAUUUAAAAAAAAAGUUUCCUCCGUUUUUUAGCGUUGCAGAUAUGACAGGCAAAAUCAGCCAGUACUUUAAAAAGCGACCUCGCAAGGAGGAAAGUCAAGAGUCCAGGUGAAACACAGCAGAGAAAAAAAAGGAACAGGCAGUUAAAAUGCUAUAAUUCAUGGUGGUGACAACGUGGAAAUUUGUGUCAGGUCUGAAAGUACUUCACAAGGGACUGGUGAUCGCGAGGGUCAGAAUGCAGGACAGGACGAGUCGGCGAGGCGAGGGUAAUUAAUUAAUUAGUUUCCAAUUAGGAGCAUAACAACGCAAAGCCAACGUGUACAUGGUUUUUAUUCCUCUUUCCAGAUCUUCUCAAAAACACAGAGCCAGUGGCUUUGACAAGCAGUGGCUCAAUCAAUUUACCUGGCUCAGGCAUACUGAGGAAUGCAUGCACUGCUAUUGAUGCCAAAAGCACUGUGCCCCAACACAGCAGGCAAUUGCUGCCUCCUUAGUGAGACAGCCAUCAACCAACUACAGGCUGGACACAUUAAAAAGACAUGAGGUGACAGCCAUUCACAAAGCAGCAGAAGAGAAGGAGAAGUAUAUUAAAGAUGGUAGUACCUAAAAACACUCAACUAAUAAAUAAUAACUAAUAAUUAAUAAAAAAUAUAUAAAACUAAAAGAACAUAGUUUAGAUAGUUUAAGAAAUAAUUGGUUGUCGUUUUUUUAGGGAGGACACUGCAGCGUAUACAUAUAUAUAAUAUAUGAUUGAAAACACUAUCACUCUUCAUGUCUGUAUCAGAAUAAAAACAAAAAUACUUAAUGCAUGAUGAAUUGUUUUGUUUAAGGUGAAGACACCUCUGCGGAACAGACUGAAGGAGAGGCACUUGGAUGUCUGUUGUAAGGUGGCUGUUGAUGGACCAGACCAGGAGGCCUUGGACUACAAGGAGUGCAUGAGGAGGUUCUACAGAAUGAAAAAGAGGAGGCUGAAAUGUUCUGUCUGGUUGCGAGAUGUGUGGAUGAAGUGUACUUUCAAUUUAAAGUUGCCAGCUGAUUUGUGUAUGUAUAUAGUUUUAAUAAAUGAAUGCUUUAGCAUGAUAAUGGUCACACUCUUUUUUGAACUCUUAACUUAAAGUAUGUUGCCUGUAAAAGAAAGUGAGACAGUUAAAUUUACAAAUAUAUGCACGUCAUGGCGCAUGGUCAGGAUGGUGCCACCUCUGCCUCAAUAUGAGCCAGGAAAAACCCUGUAUAUGGCACUGCUUCAGGUGGUAAAAGAGAUUUUGCGAGAACAUGUACUUGACAUAAUUUGCGGUGCACAUUACUCUGCUUCAUUUUCAAUAAUAGAAAAUUAUGAAUAAUACCUCCACACCACCAAUGUUUUCGUGCCAGUGUUGUCAACGAUGUAUCGUGUUGAGCCUUCAUCUGCAUUUCUGCCAGGGGUAGCACUCAAGUGCUAUAGUUGCGUGUAGCCGCAGCCUGCUGUCACGCAGUUGUUUGCUACUCUGUUCUAAUUCAGCACAUGAUUCGUUCAGGGCAAAGCGGACCCGGAGCAACUCCCCUUUUUAUUGGCUAUUCGUAUAGUAUACCAAAGCAUGGCAAAAUGCCGACUAUCGAAAAUCAUAUUGACCAUGUUUUAUAUUGAUAUUGAGGGAAAUUAAUUUUCAUUAUAUAUAUUAAUCGUUUUAGCACCCAGGCACAGGUAAAUUAGGUGGAUAGUGUUCUUGUAAUAAGACUUGUUUUAGAAAAUCUGGGUUUACUGAGGUGAUUAAUUUUUCUUUUUUUUGUAUCUUUAAUACAGACCCUGGAGAAAUGCCACUGCACACUGUUUUGGUUUAUUCUGCUGAGUAACGCAUUGAAUCCUGCCCGACCUGACAUGCUGUGUGCGUGAGGAGAAAGGAGUGGGAGCGAGGGAUGAGAAGGAGGCAGCUGUUUUUAGUUUUGUUUGGUUACGGGUUGGCUUACUGUCUGAAUGAAUAGCUCUGACCCCCCCUGUACACACAAAGACACACACACACACACACACACACACACACACCAAACAGCCCCACACUACACAUACAAACACAGACAAACAUGUGGUCUCUGGUCACUGGGGUAUUUGGCGUCCUCUGAAUCGCAAAGAAUGUGUCGAAUCUCAUUAGUAAAACCAUAUAUUUGAAUUUGGUGAUUAAGUGGCAGAAUUACACGUCUGGGUUUUAAUGCAGGAUUGAGGAGUUGUUGUGUGGCAUGAGAGCGUUGGAUGACUCAGCAAACCUGUGUGCUGGUGUCAUGCCACAGUGCUAAUAAAUUUAUCAUAAUGCUGGAGCUGAAGGCAGAGCGGCAGGACUCUCUCCUUCCUUCAGAGAAGAGCUGUGCAGGCUGAAACAGACAGGAUUACACAGAGAGGAGCUCAGAUUGGCAGGAGCAACUUAAAGACUGAGUCUUUGUGUCUAUCAGAAGGUGAUCUCGCACAUCACCCUGACUGUCUCAGAUAAAACAAUCAGAGUCAGUGGAAAUCCUCUUCCUAAAUGAUUUACACUGACUGUAAUGGAUACAUUUCAGUCUGAUCAAUCAAUCAAUCUCUUUAAAAUGACAGAAAAGUCAAUCAACAAUUUUGAUUGGUUCAUAGUUGACUAUUUAAUCUUUAAAGGCAAGUUGUACUCCAAAUCCCAUUGGCAUAUUUUCUUUAUUUGAGGAUUAGACCUUUUCAAUUUUAACCUUAGCCUUAAGAAAUGAAGCCAAUGCAGAAGUGCGUAACAGCUGCAGAACCCAGGGUACCAACUUGAGCCAGCAUUACCAAUAUGGCGACCACAGUCGACCACUUCACAGACAAACAGGUGACCGUCUACGCUGAUGACUAAGUGCUUCGGUCUUUUGACAAUGAGAUUGGACGUAAUUGUCCUUUCAAAACUGCCCGCAUGUAAAACUGGCAUCAGUAGCUCUACGUUAUCAAUCCUUUGGCAGGUCAUUGUUGUCACAUCAGUUAGCUUCAUUUGAAUUACAUUAAAAUGAAUCGACAAAAGUAACCCUUUGCAGCUGUUUUAUUUCCUCUUUUUUUUGUCUUGCUGUAAAAGUCCAAAGGGGAAAAAAACUCUGACUUCUCCUGAAACUUUUAACAGCUUUUAACCGUCUUCAUCGUGAGGAUUGCUUAACUCAUUUUCUCACUAUUUCAAACACAACUUGAUCAAUCAGACUUUACUUACUGUGCUGUCUAUUAUCAAGGUAUGUCCCUGUACCAGAGGGUCUUGUUGCUGCGUACAGGAAUGUUCUCUCGCUCCUCCACCCCCCCCCCUCCAUCAUCCCUCCACUUCCCUCUCAUCCUUUAAAUUCGGUCCAGACUGCAGUCUUAAAUCUGGAUUCUCUCUGCUUAACCAAACAUAUGGAAUGCUACUGUAAUGGAAUGCUCCAAGUCUGGACUGUGUGUGUGUGUGUGUGUGUGUGUGUGUGUGUGUGUGUGUGUGUGUGUGUGUGUGUGUGUGUGUGUGUGUGUGUGUGUGUGUGUGUGUGUGUGUGUGUGUGUUUUACCAUGCACAUGUUUUGCAGCAGAUGAGAGCUUCUAGGAUGAUGAUGAUUAUGAUAAUGGUGCCGUGUGUUUGCGUCUGUGUGUGCGCACGUGUGUGUGUGUGUGUGUGUGUGUGUGUGUGUGUAUACCAGUGCCUCCCUAGAGAACUGAAUAGGCCCUUCUGUUGUCGUGGCCAAACACUGCUUGUCUGCUCAUGCAUGAGUCUAUUGCAAAGCCUCAAAAUGCGUCCCAUAUCUGAGCAGUUAGCUCAUUCUUAGCCUGUUAGCUUGACUGUGAACGAUCUCCUCUACAGUGACAGCAUUGUAAGCCUGACCACAGGCUCAGGGCCUUGCCAACUACCAAGCAUAACUGUGGUGAAAGAUGGCAUGAACGUGUGUGUGUCCUGAUAUUAUGAUGACCACUGAGUCAUCUUGCACUAACCUUGUGCCCUGUUUGUGUGUGUUUCACCACAGGAUGGAGGAUUUGGAAAGAGAAGCAUAACAUUUGGGACAAAAGGAUGUAUGGAAAAUGUAAGUGAAACUUUUUUAUUGUAGUUUUUCCUUUAGCGCCUUUAGUAUAACAAGAGGACUCUAGGAGUCAUCUUCCUCCUGUUUAUCUCUGAGACAUGACAGCAUGAAAAUCCCCCUUUGACCUUUAUUUUUUUUAACCAGACCAGCUGUUUCCCCCAUUUACUAUUAAAUGCUAAGCUAGGCUAGCUGCUUCAGUCAUCUCAUAUCAUCAGUAACAUUUUAGAUUUGCGCUCCUUACUUCUUUAUUCCUAAACCUCUCCUCACCUCCUCCGUUGCCCACCUUUACUUCCUUUCCUCACUUCCUCCCCCCUCCUCCUCUUAGCUUCUUCCGCUCCUCCUCUGCUCUUUGUGAGUCUGUUUCCUGUUGGGCACAAACGCCGGCGCCGCAGUUCCUUCCCUGUAGCCUUAAGCCACACAGGAGUGGCAUACAUACACAUACUGUAUUAUGUACUGUAUAUAUUCUGCAGCACAGGGUUCAUGCACCCAUUUAUACUGCUCUAAAGGGACAGCAGCUGGUGUGUGUAGACGUGUGUGUGUGUGUGUGUGUGUAGAUGUGUGUGUGUUAUUAGGCUAGGUUAGUCAGCAGAGACAGAACAUGUGUCACUGUCUUACCACAUGUGCUGGGCUGUUUGCAGAUUAAGGUCAAUAUGUGGCCAAGGCGUGUUUGGUGCAUCUCCACUGAGCUUCAUUUACAUGCAUUUAUAAUUCCGGUUGCAAGCCUGCCAGAGCCAAAAUAAUCCAAAAUACUCAGCAGCACCCAAGGUCCAUGAAAACAGACAGUAAAACGAGAGAAGGGUUGAAGCGUCUCACUUAAACUUGAUAUUAAUGAUUGGGAAUAACGCUGCUUAAAGGGGGUUUCACCUUUACUUGUUGAUUUUGAGAUAAAAAAUCUAAUAAUAAUGAUAUUUUUUUUAGCCCUUUUAAAGUUGUUGUUUUUUUUGCUCAGCUUUCAUGGUGUUAGGAUUUGCCAUUUUUGUGUUAUUUAGUUUUAAAAAGAGCUAAAGUUAUUUGUAGAUAGAUUGUCUAGUAUGCUCAGGGCAAACUUCGUACUCCUGGUUAGUCCUGAUUGCUUUACUUGAAACUCCAUCAUAAGGAGUACUGACUCAUACCAGAACUACAUGUUUAAAUUCCUGUUUGGUAUCCUGCUACGUGUUCAAAUACUGAAGUGCUUGUGAUGUAAUGAGCGCUUCAGCUUAUCAGUUGUGUCCUCAAAAGCAUAGGCUUUUACUGUUUUUGGACAUUCUAUAAUAACUGUAUUAUUCAGUACACGUCCACCUCCUCUCUGGUACUGCUUUAUCAUUUUACCUCCUGCUGCCUCCCCUGCUGUUUUCAUCUCCUCCCUCCCUCUGUCCGUCCUGCAGGCAGUGCUGCAUUCCUGCUGCAGUAAUCCACUCUGCCAGCUACCUGCUCUGCAUUCUGUAGUCACUCCUCCUCUUUUUUUUUUUUACUCUCUUUCUCCUCCUCUUCUCCUCUCCUUGCUUACUUCGCAUUAUUCACACACUGCUGUCUGCACAUUUGCUUCUCCUUAGCUUACUUUUUUCUUGCCCCCCUCUCUCUCUCGCUCUUGCUCUGUGCUGCUUUUUUUCGCUCUCUCUUGUUUCUUCCUCAUCAGAGAGCCACUGAGAUCUCCAUUCAGCUGCAGCAGGCAGCGAAUGCCAAGGCUCAGACUGAUGAAGCACCGCCAAGCUCUGCCAACCCGGCUCUGUAUGUGUGUGUGCUCUGUUUUAGUAUGAGAAAGCAAUGAAUGAGCAGGAUGUCAAGCAGCCAAGCUGAAGGUUUGAGGGCUGUAUGUUGAGAGCUAUUGGCGCGUCCAUGAAUCGUCUGUGUAUGUAGGCAGUUGUCGUCAGCCAUCAGGGGAGCUAAAAUGCUCAAUCUAUCACCGGCAGAGGGUUUGAUGAUCAGCUGUCAUCGCUCCCCUCUUGGGUACACUGGAAAGGACAUGUAAAUGCAGCAGGGAGGCAGGCAAGAGGGGAUGACGGGUAGGGGAAGGAAGCAGAAAAAUGCGGCAGCAGAAUUGGGGGUUGGGGUGGGAUUUAAAGGUAAAGGUGAUAUAAAGGAGAUACCAAGGACUGAAAAAAAGAGGAAUGGGAAGUGAAUCGCUGCUUCAGGAUUUAAACCACAUUUGGCGGUUUAAAGGCUUGGUUGACGAUUAUACAGCGAUCAUGGUCCUAUAGUGUGAUCUCCACAAAGUUAAGAGAAAAAAGAAUGAAAAAAAUCCGUUCACCCGAGCAGGUGAAGGUCUGCUAAAACAUCGACCAAUGGAAGCCAUCCAUCCCAGACAGCUCCUAUUGGUCAAUCUACUCAACACACCUCUCUUUCAUGUGUGCGACUCAUCCCCUCCUACUCUCCCGGCCCUCAUCGGAGCUCUGAUCGGCUGAAAGUAGCAUAUCAGCUUAGCUACAGGAGCUGUGAUGAAGAAGGACACAGAAAAACACUUCUGCUUGCCCCAACGCCAAAAGUGGGAAGAAAACGCAAGCCGAAUGUGACCAAGCGAGGAAUCUAAGUCGAAUAAACAUCGGGGGGUGGGACACUUUUUUCAAAUCUGCCUCAACGGCUCAGUUUCUUUACACUGCUUCUCGGAUCGUCAGCCAUGACUUCAAUAGAAAGAUUUGGGCCAUUUUGUUCCUUCACCAAACAUCUCCAUUAGGCAGCGAAGCUCAUGAUCUACCUGUAAGACAAACUUGAAUCAGUGUAGAAGACGGAGUACAGUAUUUCUGUCGGCUAAAAUAAGCUGCUUCUCACUUCACGGCCACCCAACACUGUUCCUGAAACCGCUCUGAUCGAUGUCUUUAAGAACCGGAGAGCUGGAGGAGGAAGUCACAGCUAAAAUUUGGCUACAGAUUGUAUGACUUGCAAACAAGUUGAGCACCUGCAAUAAGCGAAGAGCAGCCAUUUAUUUUACAGCCGGUCCUCUGGCUAUAACCACUUACUGUUGGAGAAGUACUGAUUUAAACAUGAAAACGCUGUAUUCAGCGCUCCCAGCAGAUUUUUAUCACAUGGACUGUUUGUUUUGGAGAGGCGGUAACUUGAGCUGAAUUGGUACUGUGUAAAAACCCUAUGUAUGAUAUGUAGCGAAUCAUUGUCUUAAAGCGACAGAAGCUAAAAUGAAGUGCUUUAGACAGAGGCUGAAAUAACAAUGUUUGAAUACACUAGAGGGAGAAAUUCGAGGCUUUUUUUAAUCUGAAAAUCAUGUAAACCUAUUAAAAAAAGGAAAUAUAGACUCUGGAAAAAAUCGCAUACUACCCCCUCUUUAAUAUCUUGAAUAAACCUUUUAUUGGCCAAACUUUUUAAACUUUUCAGGUUUUUGAGACUGAUCUAUUAGUGGAUAGAGGUAAAUGAGUUCAAAGCAAAACCAGCCCCAUGAGUGUCUGCUCUUAUCACCUUUUUAUCUCUCCUCUAACUUUUGCCUGUCUGCCUCGCCUCAGUCUGUCUGACUCAUACUGGUUCGCAGGCUUUAAGUGCCCUGUGUUGACUCUAACAAGUGUCAUCUUGUUUUGUUGUUUUCACGUCCUCUUAUCGGUGUAAAAUGAUGACACACACACAUUCCUUCGCACGCAGUUCAUCGUCUCACACAACAGCACAUAUCCGCCCGCACUCAUUCAGUCAUAUAAAGUUUGUGCUGACGUCUGCUGAUACCUGAGAAUGCCUGAGCAGCUGUUCAGCGUAUCUUUGUCACUUUCGCUUGAGUUGACUGAUCUAAAGUAGACCUGUGCCAGUGCCUUUGGUUGUAUUAUUAGGUCUGUCAUGAAAAUAUUACAUGUUCCCCUUAUUUCUGACUGUAGAAGGUUUGGGUUCAGUCAUUCUUGAACUUAAAAAUGAAAAAUUUGAUCAUCAAUUUGAAAUAAAUACCUUUAAUAUCUUAGAACUUAUGAUGGAAAUCAAGAAUCAACUUAUCCACCAUGCAGAGAAGUUCAGAUGUCUCUACAGACUCAAUGCAUGCAUGUUGUUUGUUGUCAAAGCACCCAGUCUCUCUUUUGUUACGGUGUGUCUAAGUGCUGAUACAGCUCAGUCCAGUUUGACUUAACUGCAAUAAAGUAAAAGACGAAACAUGAUCUGCUGCAUUAAUCAGGGUCUCACUCCCGUUUGCCCCUGUGUCUUGUUUGGCGUGUUUUACAUGUUUACAGUGUCAGUGACCUCUGACCCCAAACACAGAGGGCAGCAGGCUCAGGCCAUGCUGAGGAGAAGUUGGGAAAUAUUUCACUAAGGCAAGUCGGAUGGGACAUAAAUCUGUGUGUCAAUAUUAUUACUCAACUUGAGUGUUUUGAAGCUCUUAUGCUUGUGAGUCAAACACAUUUGCAGGAAGAUACAAAUAGUUCUGUUAAGAUAAGGCCUAAGAUAGCCUGAUAGCUGUUUGUGAGUCUGGUACGAUCCUCUCAGGAAGAAAACACAUAAUGCUACUAGUGCUGAAAUAAUCAAAUUCAAAUUCAACUUUAUUUUUACGGCACUUUUCAGACAAAAAAUGAAGUUCAAAGUUCCUCACAGGAGCUAAAAACAACAAUAAAACCUGAACCUCCCACCCACACACCCACCCUCACUCACUCACUCACCCACCCACCCACAUACACAAGCGCACACAGUGUGAGGAUUUAAGAUAUACUGUUAAAGAGACAUGGCCUGACACCGAGACAUUACGUGAGGAAAGAGCUACCUUUGGGAAACACUGGAGAUAAAAAAGUGAAAUAGUAAAAAGAAAGACCAAAACCUGAUGGACUAAAACAAGAAAUAAUAUUAAAAGAACAGUUAAGUAAGAGCUCUUUACCAUGUAAAAGAAGAAAAAACCUCUAAGAAUGAAGAAAAAGACUAAGAACAGAGAUCAUUAAUAAAAUGACAUAAAAUAAACAUUAAGAACUUUGAUUAAAAUGAACAUUUGCAGUAAGAGAAAUAUAAAUAUAAAUAUAAAAAGGCAAUAGUGAAAAGCCUGGUUAAAAAGGUGAGUCUUGAGCCUCUUCUUAAAGUUAAAAUCAAUCAGUAAAAUAUCUGGAUACUAAUCUGAGAUCGUUUUAAGAAUUGAUCUCCCAGCAGAACUUUUUUUUAAACCCCUGCUUUAGGUCUGGGACUGUAUUGGGCCAGAAUUGUACUAGUAAGAAGAUAACGUACCAAUAAUAAUGACCGCCAUUAUGCAUUCUCCAUGGUCCCCCUUCUGUGACUCCCAAAAACUACAACAUGUUCAGAACUUCACUGCCUGCUUCAGAGACGACAUCAAACCUCCUCAGAACAUCACUACCCCUCUCUCCUCCAAUCUCUGCAGCUCCAGUCAUUAAAAUCUCACCUCAUAACCCACCCUUUCAAAAUAAAAGCUCACAUUCUCGGACAACCACUUCCUCGACUGGCCAACUUUAAAAUAUUAUAUUUUGAUUCCUCUAUUUCAUGUUUACUUGUCGUCUUUGAGAGUUCAAAACAGUGCUUCAUAAGUCAUAUCAUAUAUUAAUAAAUUAUCCUAGUUACCCAGGACACUGUGUCCCUUUGCCAGCGCAAAUACUGUGUUUUCAUCUGAACUCAUUUCAAUAGAGUUACUCUAAAUCCCUUUGGCCGCAGCUCUGCCUGAGGACUACCUAGCAACUGACCGGCUUGUUCGGUAGCUGCUGAUAUAAGUAGCACGUCUAAUAUCCCUGCUCCACUCUGCUUCUCAGUCGCAGCAACAGUUGCUGUUUGAUGUAAUCCUGCGUGUAGAGCUGAUUUCUGAUCAAGAGCGCGCUCUACUUUUCCGUUAUCCCACCAAGACCUUGAAGCCAAGCUGUAAAGCACUGAGGGCUUUGAGUUUGAUUCAAGAUCCUCAAAGUUACAUCUGCAAUGGGGUCAUAAAGAGACUUCAGAUGUUUUGUAUGUGUGUGUGUGUGUGUGUGUGUGUGUGUGCAGAGGCAUGGUGCAUGCUAGACUGCUGUAAGUCCUGUCAGACUGGCCAUACUUUCUCCACCCCCUCCGUUUAAUUUUUUCUCUCUCAUCUUCCUAUCAUGCCCCUUUGCUUAAGCUGGGAGCAGGUUUUAAGCCCCAGCAACAAGACUCUUGAUCUAGGCAGAGAGGGGAAGGGUGGGGAGGGCAGGAGAGACCUAGAAAAGGCUCUGGGUUACUGGGCUAAGAUGAAGAUAGGACGGUACAGUCAAGCUUUAAAACGUGAGUAUGAAUGUUCACCUUUGACCUCACCGACUUAAAGGUGCACUAAAGUUUGCUACCCUAGCAAACCUGGGAGGGGCAGUAUUGUUAUUGUAAUGCAUGCAGAUUUCUGUGCAGGGUACAGAUUUAUGUUAGCUGGUAUCUGCAAGCUUUUGGCUAGUGUCCCAUCUCAGUUGUUCGACUUAAAUCACAUACACUGACGCGCACAGGGAAAACAAAAGGGCCUAAAUUCUGUUGUCUGUCAACAAAGCAGCCAGAAAACCCUCCAGUAAUUAAGGAAAAAAGGUGAGAACUACCAGUCUGUGUCCAGGAAAGAUGGUGAAAAUAAAAGAUGGCUGCAAACUUGCAGGUAAAGAUCAUAUAUGUGGGUAAAUCCACAGCCUCCAAACAUGGCAGUGAUUAAUAUAACUGUCUCCCGCGAUGCCAAGUCUGUAGCAAAAAUACGCCAUAAGACAGGGAGGGUUCCUCUGGAUUUAUAUGGCAGAUGGCGUCCAUUCUACAUACAGUCUAUGAUAACACCUUCUUCAUAUUCUAUACCCGAGGCAAACAACCGUUUAUUGGACAAAGUUUAAUAUUCGGUUGUUGGACCAUUUAUGCUAAACUCCUUAAUAGGGCGAUUAUCAGCUGUUCUCAUCUCAUCUAAUCAGAUAGUUGAUGAGUUUCUUGAUGAAUUAUAUUAUUAUACAGCUAAACUUGUUUCCAAUAAGUGUUGCCCAAUUAUGACAGAUAAAAAUACUAGAAUAUUGAAGCCCAUGUCUUAAAAUACUCUGACAGUUUAGUCAGAGUUGUUCUGCUGAGCUCAGUGUACUUAUUUGCACAGACGAAGCCAAAUCAGAUGAAAACAGACUUGUAGGAUUCAGACUGUUGACAAAUGACAGAAAAAUACAAAGCGAAUUGAAACCAAGUGUUCGAUCACAAGCAGUCAGCCGUGAAGGAAAGUCCCUGGAGAGAAAUUGGAAAAAUCAUGACCAUUUACUCAUCAUUUACUCUUCUUUCAUCCUGUUUUGAGACUAAGAAGGGAACAAUGUGGCCAAUGAGUAUCUUAAUAUUGAGUGAUGUUGCUCUUACAAGCGGACAGGACCUGCUUUGUCAUUUUAGUUGUACGCGGUUUACUUACAUGUCUUUUCCAAUAAACAAAUCUAUUUUUCUACCACAGUUGACAUUUGUGUACCGGCAUCCUCGCCACAUUUCAAUACUUGAACCAUUUGUGGCCAUUUCACUCUGGAUGUAUAGGAAAUAUCCAGAGAAAGGAGGUACCCUGAUCCUAUUUUAGCUUGUUCAAAUGAAUUGGCUUCAUGACCUUUAGUUUUAGUUAUUCAUUUUAUCUGUUGAAAUGCAACACUGCCCUUCAUCUCUUUACCAUAUUUCCAGGAGUGGUGCAAAACUGAAAGGGUGAAAAAGAGCAGCGAAAAAAGCAACAUGACAGCACAGGAAACGACAAACCGAACAUUAUGGGAUGCCGGUUUUCUCUUUCUUGGAAAAACGGAAAAAUACAGGCCAAGCAUCAGGUCUCCACCAUCUUGUGGCUUCCAGCGCUGCGCCAGCAUCCAUCCACUGCAGCCAUCUCCACUCGCACAAACACACACACUAACAUACACAAGGAAUUUGUUACACAUUCAUAUACGCAAACUGGCAGUAACCCCCUACAUGAAGAUGCGGUUGAGGCAUUUUGAUUGGACUGGGGCCUUUUAUUAACUACCGUUUAUGAGGCAGAAGAGCUUCAAACCAAGAAAAUCCAACCAAACAUCAAGUGCAAGAGAGGAGACUUUUUUUUCUCUCCUUCCUUCUCGCUUUCAUGGAGAGAACAGAAUGUACUUAAGGCAACAGGCAGGCAGGAAGAGAGUGGCUAAAGCCCUAAUGAUAUGGUGUAUGAUUGUAACCUUGGUUGUGUGAAUAUGUGUGUGAGUGUGUGUGCAUGUGUGUUUGAGAGGGAGAGCGAGCAGAGUGGAUCGACUUCUUUAGCAAAGUUUCUACAGUGGUGGGCCGUCCAGUCAGGUUGGCAUUUUAGUUGGAGGACAAAAUGAAGCCCCCACCCACUCAUCCCUUCCUCACAUCUGCAUUGCUAUCCAGUUGGGUCAUUGCAUGACUAUCUGUUUCUGACCUUCAUUCUUUCUUGUUUAAUAUGAAACACCCUUUCUUCACAAAUUUCCUUCGAUGUUCAGUUAUGGUUGGUAGCAUCACGGUGACAUUAACCCAAAAUGGGCCACAAGGCAACUUCUAUCAACCCUUGCCGCUUCUUGUGUCUUUGUGUUGAAUGUAUCCCAAAAGGUUUAAGGUAAAAUAUACCCUGUUAAAAAUGAAAAAUGUAAGUGUUUAAUUUUAAUGAAUGAGCUUUUAAUGAAUUCAUCCCCUGGAGGACUCAACUAAUUAAAAAACAAAUGUUUAAUUACUCAAAUUACCACUAAGUAAUCACCACAUUUUAAGUUUUAGGUACCCCUGAGGGUCUUAGGUAAAGGGGAUAUUUUCCGCUCUGACUGUAUCAUGGUAUUAAACUCCUGUUUAUCAGGCUCCCAUUUCUGGUGAUGUUUCUGGGUCCAGCUUACUUUCUUCCUAGACAUUUGAAGGCCUUUCUUUCUGAACUUAAACUCUAACUAGAAAGCCUCUGACAUAUUCAGGCACACAUCAUGUUCAGCUAUGUGUAUUCUGGUAGUCUUUGCUCCUCUCGCGCAUAAACAAUCUCCGCUUGCUUUUUGUUACAACGGCACUAGGGGUGCAGAUAUUAGUGGAAGGUCAAAUACAGGAUCUUGUUGUCCAUUCUUUUGGCAUUGAAAGGUGUCAGAGUCAUUCAUUGUCAGGGCUUUGUUUGGGCUACUUUGAUUUCAUGUGUGUUGGUGAAUUGUUUUACAUAUUCUGCUUAAGCUUAGUUGACCAUAAACCUUUACAUUGACAAGUUGGCUAAGAAAUCUGGUCUCCCCAUGGUUCUAAUCAAUGGAUUUUGCUGCCACACCUAAAAGUAUACAAACUUGUGAAGAAUGCAGUAUGAAAGCAAAAACCUUUAGGUCGUUUUUAACAGUAAAACCUUGUGUCACCCCUUUAGUACAAGGAAACCGUGAUAUUUUUGUUGAAGGCUAUUCUACCACCAGAAUCUCUAACUGGAGAGGAAAUCUUUUAAGAUUACCAAGUUACUACCAAUACAAUAACUGUAUUGCAAGAUUUAGGAUGAUGAUUGUUGAUAUUUGUUCCCAAGUUGGAGGUAUGAAGCGCAACAGGAGGGACUUGCCGUGCCCUGGUUUGUCCAUCAUUGGAAAUGAGUUAGUUUCCCUGUCCCACAGCUUCUACCUCCCUACAGGUUUUUGUAGAACCAUACUUCCUUCCCUUCUUUCCCCACAUUUUUAGGCCCAGAUUUUGGACAAAUCGCUCGACACCAAUUACAUUCCCUGCCAAAUUCUUCAAGAAGAAUAAUAAACCAAGACACUCCUUAUUCAUUAAUCUCAAGUAGGAGAAAGUCAAAGUAAUGAUGGGAAUAUAAGGGUUCAUGAAUACUCAUCUAUAUGGAACAUGAAAAUUCAUGGUCUCAGACUAAUUUCGGAUAAUCUACAACCCUUUAUCAUCAUUGUUUUUUCUCUUCUUCUCCAUACCUCUAGUUCCCUCCUAUUUUGGCCCUGAAUGAAACUAAUGAGAUCUCAGCCCUGUGAUAAGCAAGUCAGGUAUGUUGAUUGGUUUGGCAGAGGUGGGCCUUUGCCAGAGUCACUUUGCACGCACCACCACCCCUCAAAAGUGCCCGCUCGGCCUUGCUGGUGUGCGUGUCCGUGAGAGAUGGAGGGGAGAGAUGAGGGAGGGAAGUGGAGAGCUGGCAAAGAAAUAAAGGGAGUGUGAAAGGAGGGGUAGGCAACACGCCAAGACAGGAGAAGCUGGAUACACCAAACUUAACCAAAGCAAGGAGAAACCAAGGAUCCAAAAUCACCUUUGAAUCGUUACUAUUGUUUGAAGAAAUUGUGACUAUGACCAACCCCUGGUUUUACACAUGUAGGAAAGGUUUCGUUGUUAUCCACUGGAAAAGGAUCAGUCAGGACGGGAUCAGUCACCUCACUUCACUCAAAGAAGAAAAAUCGCUCUACAUCUCACCUAACAAGCCACCGCUGCGCAAAGCUAACGCAAAACAAAACAGCUGAAUCGAGUCAAGUGUUUUGGUACAAAAGCGUUCAGCAACCUUUGCAGUUUUUCCUCCGUUUGUUUUGUUCCCCUUCUGUCUUCGGUCCAUGUAAUUUCCGGCAUUUCCUCUACGUCUCAUUCUCCACUGAGAGAAUUACCAAACCACCAAACCUCAUGAAAGUCAAGAAUAAUUAAAAUGCUACAGCUAAACGCUUUGAUAUCACUUUGUGCUUUUUCAUUAAGUAACUGAUGCCAUAUUGGCUUUCGAAGCUUACUGCCUUGGUUUAUGUUCAACAAGAUAUUUAAUGAAUUGUGGGAAGAAUGGCUUGUACUUUUUACACCAAAUGAAAUAAAAGAAGAUUCAUGAAGCUAAUCUGAAGCUAACCAUAAUGACAAGUUCUACCUUGUUGUAUAUUGUGUACACACAGAGUUCUCAUACUUAAAAAGGCUGAGUUAAUUUGCUGCAUUGGUUGAUGUUUUUACGGCAGUAAAAGAUAUUUACUGUUGAGGAAUAUUACUGUAGUCCAGAUGUGUAGUGGUUUAUCGCAGGAGACAGACAAUCUUUGAACAUGGUGCUACAGACAAGAGGAAAGAGGCGGCAAAGAGACGGUUUUCAGGGGGGUCGAUAAGUGAUGAUGUGUGCAGAUGUUGUGUCCUACCCUCAGGUCGAUAUUCCCCUGCGGUCAUUCAGGGGAGCUUAGCAGAGUGAUGGGGGGUGGGGGAGGGGAGUUAUAGGGUUUAGAGGAACAGAAAGACCCGCUCCCUGAAUCAUGCAUGAGGCAGAGGCUUGAUUUUCUGAAAGCAUGCUGACAGGGAUAUCAAUACUUCUCUGUUCCCGUCACAUAGAUAGGUCCAUUAAACAUGCAUCUGAUCAUAACUUUGAUAUAAUAGUUCACUGACCAGGCAAAAAGGAGUCCUGACUUUUGCUUACAUUAAAUCUUUCAUUGUCUUAUUUUUAUCUGCAUAAUAGUCACAAACUAUCUUUUAAUCAUCCUUUUAAUCUCCAAGUGACCAGCGUAGGUCUGUGAUGUGGUAGUUGCCAUGGUGAUGACAAUGUAUAUCUGAAUGUGAGGGAAUGGGAAGGAGGGCAGUGUUACUGGAAUAUGCUGAUGUAAGCAGAAAGCAAAAAUCGAUACGGGAUACAACUGCAAGAGGAAGACGAAUGAUCUGCAUGUCUGUGUCUGUGUGUAUAUGUGUCUCUUUGUAGGCAUGUUGGAGAAAUACAGUUUAUUGUGUCUGCCUCGUUCAGACUCGGCUUAUGCGACAGUCCUUCAGCAAGCGCUCCUCCUCUCACUCGCUCAGCUCCUUUUUGAGAAUGUUAAUGACUGUCAUUGACAAAUUAGGAAUGACUAAGUGUUAUGUCCUCUCUCCCUCCUACAGAUGACAGAUUUGCCUGCUAAACAUCACUCUUGAGGGAGCUUCACAGUCUUAAAGGGACCGCAGCAAAAAACAGCCCCACAAGGACUCCUAAGAAGGAUUUGGUUCUACUACCACACACAAAUGUGGACCCAAAACUUUGUGAUCAAAUAACCUGAGCAACAACACAAACGCAACAGAUCAAUCGCAAAGAAUUUGGUAGCCAUGUCUGAUCAUAAAGACAUGACACAUCGCCACCUGCGGCACAAGCUGCAGAGUCUUGGCAGAAGACUGGAUGAACUGGAAGAAGCAACCAAUAAGCUGCAGAAAGCUGAGGAUGAGCUGCUUGACAUUCAGGUAAGAACUGGUUCAUAUCUUAUUAGCUGAUAGGACAUACGUUUGUCAGAUGCAAGAGUUAAAGGGAAGAUUCUCUGUCUCCUCUACAGGACAAAAUCAUCCAGGCAGAAGGCAGCAACUCAUCCCUCCUUGGUGAUGUGGAGGUCCUGAGGAAGUGUCUCCUAAAGAUUCAAGGUAAAGAUGAGGAAGUACGGAAAGCUGAGGACCUCUGUCGAUCAGUUAGAGAGAAACUGGAAGAGGAAGAAAGCCUCACAAAGGAGCUGAAAGCAGAGAUCGAACGUCUACAACGGAGGAUGGCUGAACUGGAAAAACUGGAAGAAGCUUUUGGGAAAAGCAAGUCUGACUGCAGCCAGCUCUGCCUGAGCCUCAAUGAGGAGAAGAACUUGACGAAGAAGCUCUCAUCUGAGCUGGAGGCCCUGAAAGCGCGUUUGAAGGAAGUGGAAGGCUCUGAAUCAAAGCUGGACAAAGCAGAGCAGGCUUUAGCGAUUGAGCUUGAAAAGCUCAAAGGAUUCACCCAGACUUUUGUGAAUGAACGGAAAAGGCUACUAGAAAAGCAGAGAGAGGACGAGAAGACCAUUUUGAAACUGACUGAAAAAUUAGAGCACCAGAAGAACCGGCUCGGCAUGUCAGCGGACCCUGGUCGUCCAGAUUUUAUCAGAUCGCGGAUUGAGGAUGAGCUUUCAUCCACAGGGCUUCUCUCGAGUAAAUUGGUUGGACGCAAGAAGAGCCUUGACUACUUGAAGACGCCUGGUGACAACAUCGGUUUGGUGAACAAAUCUGAGAAUGAGAAGAACAGCGGCCGUGAAGGUUCCCAAGAAGAGGACAAUAAAGUAAAGGAGCUGACACAGGAAGUAGAAAGGCUGAAGAAUCGCCUCAAACAGCUGGAGAUAGUGGAGGAGGAUCUGAAGAACUCGGAGUCUAAAAAUGGGGAGCUUCAUGAAAAGUUCCAAAUGGAGCGAAACCGGGCUCGCCAACUUGGUGAGCAGGUGGAACAGCUAAGGAACCAGCUUUGUGGGAAAGGUGGUAUCGGAAGAAAUGGAACCGGUAACGUGGAUAAACUUGGCAAUGGGAGCACCAAUGUUUGCCCAAACAGCCCAGCGAAGUUCCUUGAGAACGGUAAAGCUGAGAAUGAAGAAAUUAUCCUCAAAGGAGGCUUCAGGCAAGAGAAGCCCAAAUACAGGAGCGCUGCAACUGUCUCAGAACCGAGUUCCCCUAAACACAGGAACAGGGAGCUCUCUCCUCAACAUAAGCGAGAGACCAAGCUGAGAAGCAAAGACCUGAGCCACUCAGAGGAGAGCUCGCCUAAGUCUGUAAGGAGAGCCCUCAGUCCUGCUCACAAGAUUAGGAGGACGCCUAAAACCCCAGCUGCUGUGAGUUCAUCUGAUAAUGGACUGAGAGAUAUAGGAAGAGGAGCCGAGGAAAAGACACGAGGAGUUCCUGUGCCCUCUGUGAACACAUCUAGUGAUACUAAAAAAGCAUCUGUACUUAGUCGCUACCCUCCGGCAGCCAACGACCAGAAACCACUGAGGACGGCCCACAAACAGACAGAUGGAGAGACUAAAAAGAGCAGAAUAGAAAAGUUUUCAAAGCUCUACGUUGGUAGUGAUAGUGAAUCAAAUAACUCUGAUGUAGUGCCUGAAAGCUGCAGUAACAUGAACAGUAUUCCUGCUUUAGAGAAAGACACAGCAUCCGCUUCUGAUCAGGAGACAGCAGACCCGGUCCAAGAUUCAGUAUCUGUCGCACCCACUCUGUCUAAAGCAAAUGGGUCCUACACAGCCUACAGAUCCCAAGUUACUCCACUACUGCCCAGCGACCAGGGAUCAGAGGGACACUCAUCUGCUUCUGAAACAGAAUCAACCGGUUCAAGACCCUCUGAACCAGAACCUAUAGCUGAGACGACUACUUCAACUGUAAGCAGUAGGACUGCUGCCUCCAGGUUCCCUAGAUACUCCCAUGUCCAUGAUUCACAUUCAGAGGGUUCCUCAUCUAGGAGCUCAUUUGACGAAGAACUCCACAGCAGAACAUCCUUAGCUGAGGGGGGCCACCAAGGACCGACGCUUACUGCAGCAGGGCUUGAGAUUCAGCGAGUCUGCAGCCCACGCGAGGCGCUGAGGUCCAAAGCUGUCAUCAAACCGGCGAUUGUGGAGAUUGACAGGAAAGAAGUGAUGAUGUCAGAACCUUUGGCUUCAAAUGGCAAACCCAAAAUCUCCACCAAACCAAUGGUGACCACCACGAGCAAAAUGACCAGUAGUAUUACAAUCUACCCCAAUGACCCGAGCUCCUCCAGAACCAGCAGCCGUAGCAGCAGCGUGUCCAGCGAGCACGUGCCGGUCAAAGAGCGCCACACCUCCACUAGUAACAUCCUUAUAGGUAAGUUUUUACCAAACAGCUUUGCAAACGCAACUCCACAAGAUUUUGAAUGCUGUCAAAAAUGUCAAUAAAAGCAGAAGAAAUGAUCAAAAGACUGAAACUAUUUAAUCUGAAGCCGAAAACAUUCAGGAUCCUUAUUGAGCAGCUCGAGGUAUCACACACAGGAUGCAUAAUUGGAGUGUAGCAGCAGCGUAGUGUAGCCCCGCUCAGCUGGGCUCAGUAUAGAGGAAACAACAUGCUCACACCAGGUUGUUUUGCCUUUCUCAAGUCUAUUUCCUGCUAAUUUGAAUAUAAUUCAGUGACCAUUGAGCCUCUACUCUGUGUGAAAAAGAGGCAGCGUGAUUUUACAGUUUUGUUUUUUGCAGGUUUACUCGCGUUUAAUAAAGUAAUCUAUGUUCCUUUAUGCUGUGCUGUUACCUUCAGACAGAGUUAGCAGUUAAAAGUCCUGUUGGGGUCCACAUAGAUCAGGGAUUGACCAUUCGAUUGAUAAAUCCAUGACCAGGAAGUAUUUCUCAUCUGCAUGAACUGACACACAGUCGGGAGUUCACAUAUGGUGUUUUAUUUUGAAACACUGGAUGACACAUGCUUGACUUCCUGUCUAGAACGAUCUUCUCUGUGUGGACUGACACACAUUGGAAGCAUAGAGCUGCGUGAUACGUGACGCUGCUGCCACACUCCAAAUACACAUCCUGUAUGUUUUAGCCUUAAGAAGUAUGAAGACAACACAUCACAACUCAAAAUUUCAUUGUUUUAUGAAAAGUAUGUUUAAAUUUGAUGCCAACAACAUGUUUCAAAAUAGUUGCAGACAGUGGUAUCUACUACAGAGCCAUGGUGCUUUGAUAUAUGCAACAUGCAGUUGGACUUCUUCUUCCUGGCCAUUACUGAGGAGGACAUUGUCUGGAGGGCAGCAAAUGUUGCUCCACAAACUAGUAGGUUCGUCUUCUGUAUGGAGCAGAGGACAUGGCGUCCAUGAAAUAGAGCGCCAAAUUUUGAUUUGUCAAACCACAGAAUAUCUUUCCACUUCACCUCAGUCCACCCUAAAUGGGCCCGGGCCCAGAGAGUUUCAGCCAGCACAUCUGGAUCAUGUUUACACAUGGUGUCCUCUAUGUGCAUGGUAAAGUUUUAACCUGAUUUUGUGGAGGCAGGGACACACUGUGUUCACAGACAGUGAUUUCUGGAUGGUAUUUAGGAACACAUGUAGUGCUUUUCAUUACAGAGUCAGGGGUGUUUUGAGUGCAGUGCCAUCUGAGGGCCCAAAGAUCUCUUGGCGUAGCCUAGUCGUUCUUCUAAUUCUUUUUAUUUCUAUCUGAACUUUUAGCGCAAAACAAUAUUGAAUGUGUCUCCACUUAUUGUCAGGUCCCAGCAGUGAGCAUCACGGCAGCAUCUCCGUCCCGUAUGAGAUCUCCAUUCCUAAGAGUGAGAUCACCCUGCGAUCAUGCCAGGACCAGGAUUGUGGUGGACUAGAUGACCAAAGUGAAUCCUCAUCAAGGUCUAAACUCCACAAUUCCUCCAGAUCAGAUACUACCACCAGCCACCUGUCCCGCAGCAACUUCAGCCUCCAGUCCUCGGACACCACCUCUGCGGACUUAAACGACACUGAGUCGGGCUUUGAAAGCAGCAGCAGCAGUAGCACCACCACGGUCUCCAGCUGGAGACGCCAAAGACAAAGUCAGCACUCCCAAGAGGACAGUUUAACAGACAUGAAGAAUGUGACUGUGAGAAGCACCUGGAAGAACAGGGGUGCAGUGUCAGUGGAUGAGGCCGGCCGAGGAAGAGGGGCUACAAAGACAAUGACUGAUGGAGGGUCAGAGGAUGAAAUAGAAGCCACGACAACAUGGAGGGCUUACAGGGCCACGACCUUCGAUACAGAAGAAAUGAUAAGCAGUGGAACGGGAGCUGGUGGUCAUACUGAGGUGCAGAAAGGAGUCAAGCCGUCCCCUGCAGAGGUGAGAUGAUAAAAAAGAACAAUCUCAGAAAAUCUGAUGGAUCAAGUCCCUCAGAAGAGAGAGUUAGAUUGAAUAAAAGAGGGAAAAAAACAUUUGAACUGCUUUGAGUAGCUGUUUGUGAUUUUCCUCUCCUAGGUGUACAUGCGUCGGAUCAACAACAGAGAGGUCGAGGAGUCCGGAGUACGUCGUGGCAAACGCUCACAGUCUCCAAGUGUAGAAGCAGGAAGUGUGGCGAGGGUCAUCCCACAUGCCCCUGUUACCUCUCAGUCUUGGAGCCGAUCAUACACACAUCAACCACAGGUACGGAUACAAUUGGUACGAAGAAGUUUGGGCUGGUAAUUUUACAUGAUGGGGAAUUUUCAACAAGACAAAGUUGCUCUCUUGGUUUAAAUACGACUGCGUAAUGGGGUUCUGAGAUUCUUUAUUGCUGCACACGUGAUGAUAUUGUGAGCAGCAGUUCCACAAAUAGCUUUGUCUUCGAAAUAAAAGUCCAGAAAGUCCAACCGCAGGGCUGAGCUCCUGGUGUGUCCACUUUGCAUGAGAGCUCAGCUUGUAUUUUUCCCUGGAGCCAGGCUUUGCGACUUCAAGCUUAGCACAGCAGUUCUCUCAUCCCAGGUCCUGGUGCCUCAGUAAGCACAAAGGGAAAAGGGUGGGACAAAAAAAGAGGAGGAUGGAAAUGAAGAAAAAAAAAAAAAGACCUCGACAGGGAAAAAUAGGGUUCGAAAAACCUCAGAGAAGAAAAUAGCUUUCUUGUAUUUAAAUCUGCAACCACAUUAUAGUCUGUAACACUGCCAGGAUGCAGAACUUUUCUUCAUAAACAUUAAUCAGUGCAACAGUUUUAAUACUCGCCUUCAAUUAAUGUUUAAAAUUAACGAAUGCUAAGCUGUGUCUACGCUAAUGUCAACACAAGAUUUAAAAACUAUACUGUACUAUACGACACAUAUGCUGGACUAAAGGCUUUUGAAUAAGAUCUGUUUCCCCUUAUAUAUAAGCUACGUGUUGCCAAGGAGACAGACACACUCAUGCAAAGUGUCCGCUGCCUCAUCCAUCAUCUUUGGUUCCGUACUUUCUGGUUGGUUUCUACUGUUCGAUAUCGUAGCACGCUAACUGUGUUUGGGCUUGUGAAUGACACCGGGGAGCAGCUUCUGCCUCACAACCAGUCAGCACUGAGGAGCAGCGUCUCUCAACCAAUCAGAAUGGGGGAGGCGGGGAAUGGCUUCGUUUACAGUCAGAAGGAGCGUGCCACUCAAAAAAUUUAAAAUGUUUACUUCACAGACAUAACAAGACAUAGCGAUAUUGUUAUAACACCCAGUGUCAUCAAUAACUAAUAGCUAUUGAUUGAUAAUAAAAGCUUUUUUCGUAUAUACAUGCCUACCCCACCUUUAACACUGAUGGCCAAAUGUCACUGAGAAAAGCCAUAAUUAUACAAAUAGAGCAGCUGAAGAAGUCGUAGAGCUGUGAUUGGGUCACGACUACUCCUAAUUUACCACCCUUCAGCUCCUCCCAUCCCGUCAUCUGCACUUCAUUGUGCUCUGUAUGAUAGUCCUGGUCCUGACAUGGGCAGAGUGGUUCCAUAUCACGCAUUAGCGAAAGCAUUUCAGGGUCCGUGCUCUCAUCAGUUCUACUGCAUGGCCUUUACCCCAUUUCUCCAUAUCUGGUUUUGUUCUUUGCUCAGGACUGUUCGUUAUGCUCCUGCUCACCUUUUUCUGACCCAACAUCACUCACCCUAAAAGCCGGAGGUACUGUCUUUCUUGUCCUCCGGAUUUUUUUGUCUGAAGUUCACUUUAUGGGAGUUUCCAUUGGCUGUAAAACCUUGUCCCUCCCGAUGUUUAAUUCAUGAACCAGUCACUCCAUUUGGAUAGCAAUUAUGAACAAAAACGGCUACAGUGGAAAAAAACAUACUUCAGUUCAUAAUUGGGCUUUGAAGCAUGUCUUGGAGCUCAGCCGAUCAUCUUUGGUUUGGUUCUUGAAAACGUUUAAGUGGUCUGAACAGCAUCCAUUCCCAAGAGGUUUGGACAAAUACAGCUGGAGUUAGGACAGCGGGAGGUUGGGAUUAGUUUGUGAUUGCAGUGUCAAAGGUUGACAGAAGAAGAGACACACGGUUUGAUGAAAGAAGACCGAGGCUUGUCAUUGUCAACUGAUGUCCUAUUGAUCAUUAUUUUCAUUGCCUGUAUCGCUCUUUAUUUUUGACACAAAUUUGAUGAUUGAUCGCAGAUAGGGUCAGACCGGGAAUAAGAGCUGCUGUAACAUAUAAAAGGAAAGGAUUCUCAUUAUGUAGAAGUCUCUUAAGGUAUAUCCUGCUUAUAAAUUAAGAAUUAUCUCCUGAAAAUCACCUAUUGAUGCAUCAAUAAUCCAGAAUACUCCCCAAUUCCUUUGAGUACCGUGGAGGAUCCUGCAAAAACAGAUAGCUUAAUGAUUAAAUGUCCAUAAUGCCUGAAUCUGUGUCUGCUAUCUCACCUUUUCCAAAUCAGAAAAAAAGAUGUGAAUUGUUUUCAUAAAUGGAUAUUAAUCCUUAUUAAUUUGAAGAGCCCUCUCUUUUUUUUCUUUUUUGCCAGUUUCAGGUCAGAUUUUUUACUCACUCAGUGAAAGAUUUCAACAUCUGCUGGAAAGAUUCUCACAGGCAGGCUCAAAUCCCAGUCCAUGUAUUGUAGUAAUUAACGUCAUACUCUGACUUUUCCUGCUGCCUCGCUGCAAGGUUAAACUUUUUGUUUUGAGUGAAAUGCCUUUAAUUCACUUGCCGAAUUGCUUUUACAUUUGGUACAUACCAACGUGUCUCCAGGGGACAAUUCACAACGACUUCCCCAUCAACUUUAGUAUUGAGAAGCCUAAUUUUUACCCUGUCCACUCACCAAAAACCAGUUAAGCAUGCUUGUAUCCUAAACUGAAAAGAGUGCAAAAAUUGAGCAUAUGGCCUCAGCACGAAUAGACCUGAUAGCACACAAAGCGUGAGCAGGACAUGAUUCAAAACACACUUAAAGGCCAGUUCUUAUAUAAAUCCACCCAGAAGGUCAGCGUUUCUUCAUCAUUCAAUCCACACCUCAUCGUAAGUGAACAGAACAGCACUGUAGUAAAAUCUUCCUGCUCCAGCUGUAGGAAACCGCAGCCUGGACAUGAAUGGGCCGUGAACUUAUGUUUGGCCGAGGACAGCGGGGUCGUAAUGGCCGAUGAGCAAGAUACCAAAACAUCCUUUGUUAAAUCAUAAAACCAGUGGAAGUAAGAUAAAGUGUUGGAUCGGGCCUUGCUCUACUAUUUCCCAUUUUCUUGGUGUGACCUGAUCAUAAAAAGCAGCCACAGUCUCACUCUCUAACCCUGACACCCUCAGUUUCUCAGCAGUCCAACAUCAGACUUCAAAAACUCUUGAAAAGCAAUAAAAGAGUCGCUUUUAUAAAUCACGUCCAAUAAACAGAUCACCGCCUUCGCAAAUCAAACACAAAGUCAGCUUUUCUGAAACACUCAACCUGCGAUAUCGAGAGUGUCUUUGCCUGUGAAGUGAUUUAACAGCUUAGAUUGGCAAAACAGCGCCGCUCUUCAGAACAUGGAAAGAUACCAGAGGCCGACAGAUUUAACGCAGGGAUUCGGUUUGCUCAGUAAACGCUCUAACAUGCUGCUUCUGUGUUUUCAUUUGUCAUUUCAAACGACAUUAUCUCCUCAUGAUAUAUUCAGAGUGGACCUUAAAACACUUGAUGAGGUGUUUUUGAAUAGAACAGCUGAUGAAUGUGGGAUUUCCGUACUGAAUGUGCUCCUCUGUGAUGACAGCAGCACUUACAGUUCCCAGUAGAUUUCCCCUCAUGUGGCACAUUUUCUUACUUAACAGUAUUUAUAACAGGCUGACAUCGUCCUCACCCAAAUAUCUUCUUAAAUUAACUUUCAUCCACUCAGGGAAAAGCUCUCCUUUGCUCUCCCCUGUGUAUUUGAAUCACCUUGUGUCCUAUUUUAUGUGUGAAGUGAUCUCAUUGUGUGGAGGUGUAACAAUGAGAGUGCAUUACAAGGCAACCUUGCAGCCGGUGGCUUACCAUAGAAGGAGAAUAUGCCGCUGCUGCGUCCUCCUCACAACGACCCAAGCAGGAAGUGACCACACUGAGCACACCCACUUGGCAGUUUUUACUGGUGACUGAUUUCCUGUCUGUUACCCCUGGAGACAGAAAAAAAAGAAGGCAGUCCAGCAGGGCCCCAUUAAAGCCAAUUAGCAAGAAAGUGUUCUAAAACGGCAUCAGAAGCCAACUCCAACCCACCAAAUGUCACUAAUUAUGGUGCUUUUUAAAAAGCUGAAAUUACAGGAGUGGGGUGCUGUUUUUCUGUGUGCUUUAGGAACUGCAUCGUCAUCUAACUCUCUCUUUCUUAGAACAGGGCUCCUGAGGUUAUGAGGGGACGUGCCGUUAUAGCCGCCACAGACUAGUAACUUGGGGUUUGUUUUCUAGUCGGCCCUCCAAAUUAUAAAUCUCUCAGCUUGGGGUAUGUUUGGGGUUUUUGGUCGGGGAUUUUUUCCUUGGCAGGAGUCCACAUGGCAGAGUUUCUUUGUCACACACCAGUUAACAUAAACAGCAUGUAUUUAAUGCCCACAUAAUAAGAAAAGUCCAAACAAGGCCCCAAACCAUCCAAACAAAGUGUCUCCGAGCUUCUUAACAGAAAACUGGUGUGAGUGAAGUGAACUCUGCUGUUAUGAGUUUCUUCUUCUCUCUUUUCCAGGCUGCUAAUAGCACGGAUCCCAGUCCUAACCCGAGCCACAGCCCGGCCUCCUGGAGACGGCAGAUUCCCAGCAGCGACUCUCACCACCCAGGGAGCUCUUAUGACAGGACGACCAAGGCAGCAGGGGCUUCCUCUAGAGGGGAUUUGUGGUCCGGUCGGGGUCAAGGGUCAGGGGCCAGAACCGAGGGGAGAGGUGGAGCCGGGAGCAGACCGUGGAGCCAUCGCCAGGCUGAAAAUCAUUAGUCCGAGUGGGAAUUUGACAGCAGAGUAUCAGGUAGGGAUUCUCCACGCUCCCACAUUUGUUUAAUUAAAGGACCUGCUACAAAUGACAGCUGUGCGACAACGUUAACGACAGUUCAAAUCCCAGCAGAGGUGCAGUUUUGUACUAACCUGAUGCUGCUUUCCUUUUUUUUUUCAGUCCGUCUAUCAGGAUCGCGGUUAUCCAUAGCGCCACAUUUACUCUGAUUCAUUUGUGGACACUUAAAACUCGAGUUAAAUGCUAACUAACACAACGUUUGUCCUUGUUCUGCCUCUGUGUUUCAGUGUUGUUAGAAAUCAGUCUCUAAAAUUUCAAUCGGAUAUGCACUGUUUAUAUUUCUACAGUAAUAAGCAUUAAAUUGCAGUUUUCUACUUGGCUUACUUUCUGAAAAAUAUUUCUAAAAUUGCAGACUAAUCAUGCUUCUUAAGGAGACGAAUCGCUGUGUCAAACUGAAGAAUUAAAUAUGUUCUUUCGCUUCAUUUUUUUUUUUCUUCUACAGCGCUCCAUUUAGCUCUCAACGGCUCAAGGAGGGCCAAACAUCCAUCUCCCAUCAACUAGUGGCCACACCGUCUCCCAAAAGUCAACAUCUACUGCUUUUAAAACAAGCAAAGAAAGAAAAAAACGUAGCCAUAUAGAACAACAACAAACCACAGACAUCCUUACUCUGACCCUGAGUGUACACGGAGACGUGGACGGCUCUUCCUAUCCGGAAUUUUCUCUGUCCCCAAAGAGGCAUAAAUGGAAAGACAGUGUCUGUACAGUGUUUUUGGAGGUCGCCUCACCAGCCCCUGUAUCCUCUUCUGCUUCUCGUGUUGGAUGUAUUAUACUAUAAUCCCGAAAACUUGACAAGGGAGAGGCUGGCAUGCAAAGGGACGGCUGCACACCAGAGAGGGUUUGAUCAGAGUCAAAGGAAAUGACUCAAGUGUUGAGAAAGUCCUUCUCAGAGAUUGUUCUAGUGACCUCAACAGAGCUGGAUUUCAGACUGUCAGCGUAUCAGCAUUCAUGGGAAAAAAAAAAAAACAGCAGUAUGGUGUUUAAAGGCCUCCUCAUCUCACAGGGCUGGCUCUUCAUGCAGAACUCUUCACAAACUAAAGGAUCUCGACCUUCAAUGUGACCAAAAACAGGAAGCGAAUUACUGUCAUUUACAGACAUAAACCGAUUUAUUUUUUACCCUUUUUUUUUUUUUAAUGACAUUGAGUUGAUUUCUUUUUGGUCUGAUUUUCUCUUACAUAUUUACAAAACCAGACAAACUCAUGCACAAACAAACAAAACAUGCAAAUUUAGCAGUGUGGUCUAAUUUGAACCCUAAACCUCACUUUUUGGCAUGCAGCCUCAGACUGGAUCCAAUUUGGUGUCGACACAUUGAGCAAACAUUUGCAUGUUUUCAAGUAAUGAAUGAAGAGCACUUGAAAGACUGUGACUCAGCAUGAAAUUGCUCAAAGUGCUGUUGGUUGUCUGCAUUCGGGCAGACACGCAGAAUAACACAUUAAAAUUGACAGACCUUAUUUAUCAUUCUCGCCAUUUUCACCACUUAUUUUAAUUCUUUGUAACUCGCUUCCUGUUCUGCAUUAUCCUUUGCCUUCCUGCUCAACCAUAUCAGUACUAGGAACUGUUGUAGUUUGCCUGCAGUGAAAUGCAAUGCACAUGUAGAAAACGAGUAAUUCUGGGGUAGGGGAAGGGUAUUGUUUAUAACCUCAAAUCAUGCUACAACUUCCAUGGUGCUUUGUUUUACAGCUGUUGCAGUUAUCCUCAUUCAUGUGGUUUCAGAGAGCCAUAGAGGGAGGGAGUAUCUGUUUGAACUGAACUUUGGACUUCACAUUACCAGCAAACCUGGACCGGCAGGAGGAGGACAUCUUUUCAGUGCUGCUUUGAACGCUGUGUACAUGAACAGGAGACUUCAAACCACCAGGACCUGACAGUCCAGCUAGCAUGUGACUGGGUUCGCCGUGCGAAUCGUCUCAUUUUAUCUUCAUUAGUUAUUUCUAUAGAGGUGUAUUAUUUUGUUACAUCAUCAAAUAUCGACUUGUUGUCGGUAUUUUAAAGCAAACUGACAUUGGCAGGGCCUACUGCAGCAAAGGGGGUGCCGUAGGAACUGAUUCAGUAGAGGCCAGUAAUAAAAUAAGGUGUUUUCACUGAGGUCAACGGUGCAUAUCUGUGAAAGAAAUCUCAUUUAUGUCAAACUUUUGAGUCUUUCAACAGACUCCUGCUGGAUUUUAGAUCUGACUCAAGAUUUACUGCAGAGUGACAGGCAAUGUAAACUUCCCACGAUAAAUCUCUGAAUGUUCCUUUUAAAUGCAGCUGGGAAUGACCAAUUGCUCGAUGGCUUGACGCAACAAUCCAAUAUGGCCGCAUUCUGACUCUCUGAGACUAUCUAGACUUACACGAGGAAGCGCUGUCUACUCUGGUUUCUCUGCUGUUAUAGAUUUCAACGGUUUCAAGUCGGACCUGUCUCGCCAAUUAGUUUGAAUACAUUUCUCAGUUUGCUGUAAUGUUUGUCCAUUUCCAUCUGCGUCCACGUUCUUUUAUUGUGAAAAGGUCUGUCAGGUGCAGGAGUUCUGUCAUUUAUUAAUUUGUCUUUUUAAUGUUUAUGCAAGCAGGAAAUAAUACGCCAUCAAUAAUCUGUCUGUGUGAGUCAUCAUGCUGUGCAUGCAGAUCCAAGAUGAUGACCGUGUAGUUUUGAGUCCAAACUUAACACAUUUUUAGUAUUUAACAUUUUCUGGAAAUAUCCUCAGUAAGUUCUUCUGUGCCUUGAAAUGCUGUAGGAGAGGUAGAUAUAAAAAAUCGGAAUCACAGUAUAUUCUUUGUGUGCAGAUAAAUAACAUUUAAAACUGGCUAUAAGCUUCAGUUUUUAUAUUUUUGACACUUAAGGAUUGUCCAGUGGAGCGUCGUAAAAGUAUUUUGGUUAAACACAUAAAACCAGUUGUUUUUUUUUUUAGGGGGAGUCAAAACAAGGCUCCCUGAGAUUGUUUCAACUUCAAAGCAGCUUUUAAAAAAUAUAGGCCACACCACCCAAAAAGUACUGUCCUCUGGAUUUGUCUGUCAGCAGAGCAGAAAGGAUUGCCAUGUGUGGCCUCUUCAUGACUGCUGCUGCUGCUGUUGGCUUUAUGAUCGAGCAGAAACAGACCAGACGUAUUGUUCAGAGCACUCGGUGCACACGCCAAGACUUUCUAUGCUUUCUCUAUUAUUGUUUCUACUGCCACUCUUAUUUAACCAAGAGGGAGUGCCGUCUCCUCUUCAGAUUCUCAUCUUUUUAAUAGAAGUCAAGUAACCUAUCUUUUUGCCUUUAAUUUUUUUCCCCCUGUUUGUGUCUUCCUGGGAUUUCCUAAAGGAGAAGCUGAGUCCUUAACAGCGAUGAUACGUGUUGUUGGUUCAGAAGGUUGUUUUAUUGAGGACCAGGGGCCUGUCACCAGAAAGUGAUGGGCAGCUCCCUGGGCAGCAGAAAGGUCAGAGGUCAGGGCUGCAUCUAAUCCUGUCUUACAUCUUGACUCAGGGUUUCUACAUACAGCAGAGAGAGAGAGCGAGACGGACGGCUUGGCAGUGAUGUCCACUUCAGGGAUAAUUAAAACAGACGAGAGCGUAUCGAAUGUCCAGCUCUGCCUGUGCUCAUGCUGCCAGAGAGACACGUGGUGUGGUUGUCUGUCAGACUGUGUGUGUGUGUGUUGUUAUUAAUAUAUCGGCGAGGGCUCCACAUGUGAGUUUGGGGUGUCAUAAGCUGAUAAGACGCUGAAUGACAAACAUGCACGUGCGUUUUGUCAGAGUGGGCAUGCAUAGUUCAAAUAUAUCCGUGGGUGACAUCACUGGGGGGGUCUGGAUUUCUGUAUAUAGCAACUUGGUGAUGCAAGUGCUAACACGAACGCCCUCCGCAACCCCCCUCGUACCACCUGUUUCUCCUCACCAGGAAGAAAACUAAAGCCUGCCACAGCGACAGAAAUCUGUCACUUCUUCCCCGUGCUUUCCUCCAAACGUCUCUCUGCUUUACCCUUCUCUCACCAUGUAGGGGUAGAUGAGUUGGGGAUCCCAGGAUGAGCCCAGCUGUUGGAAACUGUAGAUUUUAUGAGACAUCAGAGACCCUCCCUCCUGGAGACUGGUUUUCAAAGAAGUGAGGCUUUUUUAAAGGGCAAAGACGAUACUCCAUCCUCGACUAUGCAUGCCGCUUUUCUUCUUUACACGGCCCCAAAGUACACUUACAUAUGUCUGCAUGUCCACUCCGUCCAUAGAAACCUCACUGGACAGUGUGCCACGAUUUAAGACGUCUGUCUGUACAUGUUUUAGGCUCCAAACCAACACUCACAUGAUACUGGUUUUAUUGGUUUCUUUCAGUUAUUCAAGCCUGUAUAGUGUUGAUAUCGUGGAAUGUAGUAACCGGGCAUCUGGGACUCAAGUGAAGACUUUACAGGUUCUAGGACCUGGAUGACUUUUUUGGCGCUUUAAUGAUAUAUUUCAGAGUUUUUGUUGGCUCCUCUUCUCCCUGAAUUAUUGGUUUGAAUUAGAGUAUCAAGUGGAUGCCAACUGCUGGAGCAAACUAUGAAUGUUGAAAGUUCUUGCAAGGACAAAAAAAAAAAGGAGAAAGCAAAAGAGACUAAAGCAUUUUCCUGCUAACUUAAGUGAACAGAAAUCCUCUAAAACUUUGCCGGUGUUUGCAAAAAUAUCCUUUAUUUACGAGUCAUUGUUUCUCCUUAUUGUAAAGUAGAACUAGAAUGUACUUAGCGGAGAUUGGAGUGGCGAGGUUUUUGGCCAGCAGGCCUUUAUUCUGAAAGGCCUCCAUUGUAAGGUUGGGGUCAUGGUGUCAUUGGGUGUCAGAGGCUGUAAUCUGCACUUAACCAGCACUUAACUUCAAGACCUCAAAUGACUAAUGCCACCUUGGUCCCCACUUGUCAAAACGUUUCCUUUUUAUUGUCCCAGAAUUGUAUUUUAUCUGUUUUAGUAGCUGUUUGCUCAAAGUGCCACAGUUAAGUAUUAUCCCACCAGCCAAAUUCGAGUAUUGAACAAUCAUCUCAUCCUGUAAUUAUGAUAUAGUAUAAUAUAAAAUUGGCUAAUGGCUCAUGUUCGAAUAUAUUUUUGAGGUAUGGCUCUCCGUCGUACCUGCAUCUCAGCCUUCUAACAUUGUGCCAAAAUCAUUCCACAGUAUUUCCAGUUUACAGUUGGAGACGGCGCUCGUGUUUCCACGCUCAGAUUUCCUGUCUCUAAGAUACUGAAAUCAGAGGGAAAUAACUUUUAUAGGGUCUUUUGUUUUUUGUUUACUUCUUAUAUGUUUUAAUUUCUUUGUCUAACAAAAAGAUGUCUUAUUUUGGAAGCUAUAUCGAAUAGAUUUUAUUUAAGAAAAAUCAUGUAAUUUUGUAAAGUGGGCCUUAUUAUUGAAAUAUAUUAAGUAUUUGUCCAUCUUGGUUUUAAGAAUGAAUUUUUUUUUUUUGCAAGAUAAUGUAUCUUCUUGUUCGUUCUUACACUCCUGGAGAGUACCUCUUCCUGUAUUUUGUGUUUGUGUUUUUAAUGCAAGACAAUUCUCAAGACCUGGAGACACAAUUGCACACCAUGGAUCAGAGGGGAGGGGGGGGUGGGGGGUUUGUGUCAUAGUCGUUGAAGAAUGAGAGCUAUGUGCGUUUUAUCCGAAGCGAGCAGGUCUGCAGCGCUGAGCAGUUCAACACGUGUUGUUCUGUUUUUAUCGGCGCUCUGACCUCGUUGCUGCUCUGUUCUUCCUCGCUCAUAAAUUCAGGGUUUGUACAUCUUCUGUGCUGUGUGUUUGUAAGUACUGCCAAAGAAAGACGUUUGCAGGCCCCAGAAAUGUAAGUGUACAUACUUAUCUAUUUAUAAACGCACACAAGUAAUCUUUAAGGAAUAACCUAGUAGGAGUUCAAAGUGACAACUGGAUCUCAUCUGUCCUACAUGCAAGAAAAUCAGGCCCAUACAAUCAACUUUUGUGUAUUUGCUGAGAUUUAAUUUUGUGUGCAGGAGGACGACACUGUCAAACGAAACUGUGUAAAAAAAAAAAAAAAUCAGAUCAAAAGGGUUAAAUGGUUUAUUCUGCUUCUCAGUGUGUUGGCAAGAGCGGGGAGUUUAUUUUUUUUCUUCUUCUUCUGUUUUAGACUUCAUUCAUUGUGCAUGUUUUAACCUUUCUGUGGCUGGCGCACUCUGCAUGUAGGUCUCUUGAAGCUGCCAACUGUACAGCCAAACCAUAUUAUUCCAAUAAAGAUAAAACCAACCUGUUUGUAACACACCUCCAUGUUGGAUCCUGUGUCAGUGCGUAUGCGUGGGGCUGAUGUUGGUUUUCACUUGUGUGUUUUUUUUUUGCUGAACAAGCUUAGCCAGUUUUUAUUUCUUAGCAGUACACUGUGUGCGCGCAUGUGCGUGUCCUCUGGUUUGAGCAGGAGAGCAGCAGCUGAUGGUAUGUAAAAUAAACAGGAAGACAAGUGAGGGAGACUGGAAAGAGAAAAACCACGAGCUUUUGUGGAAUGAAAAAUCAGCACAUUUUACUUUUGCUACAUUUCGCAGAAAACGGUUUGUGCAACUUUUCAAGACGGGCCUGGACAUGUGAGAUUUACCUGUAUGGUUUUUAUGUGAAGCAGAGGAUCACAGUGUUCUGGAUAACAACAAGCGACUUCUUUAAACAGACAGCACUGCCCACCCUUGGAUUUGAAAAUGGAAGAUCAUCAUUUUACAUAAUUAGAAAGAUCAUCAUCAGGUUAAAUUAGAGGGGAAUCUCUGAGGCAACUUUUGACAUAGCUGAAAUAUUCCAUUAGAAACUUUUAAAGGACAUCAUAUACAACACUUUCUUGAAACACGUAUUCAGUGUUUUACAUUUAAGACAAAUUGAGCUUCUUCAAGUAUUCACAGAUGACUAGUUUCCAGAAAACAACAGGUGAAUUUUCUCUGUUUCCAGGAAUAUUUUGGGGGAAUUUUAAGAACAUCUAAGUAACGCCCCUAAAAGCCUCAGGGGGGAAAAAUCCCAAGGAUUCCUCGAACAUUACAAAAUGUUUCAGGAAGAGUCACAAAAAUGUUCAAAAAUUUAUCCAGAAAGUUCCUAGUUUAUCAAAAUUUUAAAGUUGGUAAAAUGCCAGACUUUUCGGGAAAACUACACAAGAUUUCCAGGAAAAUUCCGUGAAAAUUUAGGACAAUUUCUGUCAAAAAAAAAAUCCCCAGAAAAAUUCCAGGAGCAGUCUAAAUGUUUUAUUUUUUACAUACUUUAAAAGGUUACAGAGAAAAUUUUUAGAUGAUUGUAUGUUUCUGAAAAAAAGUCAUUAUUUUGCUCAAUUUCCCUUAAAAAACCUUUGGGAAAAUUCCUGAAAUUUUAAGGUAAAUUAAAAACAGAAAUUUCUAAAAGUUCAAAGGGUUAGGAUAAAAAUUUCCUAGGAUUGAAUAAAAUUAAAAAAUAAAAUUUCAUACCAGAAGUUUUUAAGUUAGUAGUUUAUACAUUAAAAAAAUUAAAAGGAAAAAAAAGAGGUUAUUUUUGCAUUGAUCACGUAACUGAUCAUUGCAAACAAACUUAAAGGCGUACAGCAUGGGGAGUGUGACUGCACCUGUGCGAGUGUACAUUCCACCCCACACCUGUGGAUCGAGUUAGAUGUGCUCAGACACGCUGUGGUCGCUCAUUCAAAGGCUUUUUCAUAACUCCCCAUCACACUUUUUAUGUCUCUGCAUCUCUAUCAAGUAAUCAGUGGAUGUGGGCCUCCAGCUGUUCUGAAAGUAACAGCACCAGUCAACAGUCUUCUACGGCCUCUGGAUUACUCUGGGAGGUGAAAAUACUCAUGAGCUGCUGUCCAAAGCCCCCCACUCAAAUUACUGUGAUAAUAAACAUCUCCUUUGGUCAGGAUAAGAAUAACCACAUCUCUGGGGGGCAUACAAGGCCUGUGAUUGCUGAUCGACACAGAGCCCUGAAAUACAACUACGCACAGCGGCUUAAAGCUCAUGGUUGACCAUUUUGAUCCCUAACUAUGUGGAGCUGCUGCCUGUGACCCUCAUCU